Messenger RNA from Xyrichtys novacula (pearly razorfish), 81399 nucleotides. The record is from the annotation of a GenBank genome assembly. NCBI's taxonomy places the organism in Eukaryota, Metazoa, Chordata, Actinopteri, Labriformes, Labridae.
CACCUAUUUUACACACGGAAAUCACGCGCUCUGUUUCCUCACAUGGAAACAUGAGCCGGCAUGAUAGCGUGAAUGGACACCCGGCAAGUAAGUGGAGGGAUGAAUGUCCAUGUGAAUGUAUAUUUAAGUCAGCCUGUAGGGCUCCCAUUGUGCUCCCUUGGUUAUCCUAUCCAACAGAGAAGGAAGAAGGAAAAGUAGCGCUGUUCCGCGGGUAAUAAGCGACGCUGGCGGGAGGGAAAUGUUUGGCGUGCAUGCAGGUAUGUGUGGCUCUAUAACCGGCCCGCUACUAGCAUUUCCACUUAAAAAUGGCUCAAAUGAUAGAAAGCUGGGAUGACCGUUUUAGAACCAUUUUCAUUUUAGGGGGGAUGCCAUCCUCCCUCAACUCGAGUUAUGUGUGUACAAGCACAGAUUAAAGAGUAUCUUGAAGCGCUGCAUGGUCGAGCAGUAUUUUGAAAAAGCUGCCCUGUGGUCCUGCACGACGGACCGCAUGCUGGUGGUGCUAGCUCUGCUAACGGUCGCCACCGUAGACUGUAUAUACAACUUGAUUCCGCCUCCCGCCUGUAUACGGAUUUGAAGCCAAAAAGCUCUUGGUAUUUCUGCGAUUUUUCUUCAUUUCCUGAAACCAACAUUACGCAGUAACGUUAUACACAUUCGGUGAGAGAGUCGCUGUGAUGACGCUUGGCUCAAACAGCGUAUCCCCCGGGUAAGCUAUGCAAUCCCUGAACGCCAGUAGGCUGUAUCAGGUGUCAGUCAUAGAAAACAUGAACCCCCUAACAACUUUUAAAAAUGUAGCCUUACAGAAAAAAGAGGACUUGAGCACAAACCAGUCUUACACGACGGACGGCAUGCUGGUGGUGCUAGCUCUGCUAAUGGUCGCCACACUCAGCACACCAAUUUGAUACACUUUUCCCUGCAGAGAUUGGGAUCCUGUGUUUGGCUGUGUCAUAUUAAGCCUUCUGUGUGUGUAGACUAGAUUGGAAGUAGUGAUUUCAUGCAGUUUUGGUUCUUCUGCAUCACUUUUUGAAGCCUUUAAAGGUCACCUCCCACACUUUCAAUUUCGUGUAAACUUCUCUAUUUCGGACCAGUUUGUUGACAACUAGAGGGAUAUCUUUUGGUUUCAUUUUGCCUGUCCUCUUGUCAAGAAUCAGGAGCUAACAUGUAGUGAUAAAGAGCACAGAGAUUGCAUAAGGUUAAAAUACCAUAGUUUUGAUUGAUUGAAACUUUUAAUAGCAGAUGAAAACCAGAAAACAGACAUUAAGCCAUUUAAGCAUAUAAACAAUCCUGAUGUUUUUUCCAAGCUUCAGAAACAAAAUGAGCCAACUUAAAAACAUUUAAGUUAAACUGCCAGUUCAUUCUAACAUCAUCAGAAUACCAGAACAUUUCUGUGUUUUUAACAGACAUUGCAAUAAAUAAUGGAGUUCUCAGUUCAUCAUAUAGAGGGCAAUAUAACAGAAAGUGUGACUCACUUUCCACCUCAUUCAGUUUACAUAGUUCUCGCAACACCUGACUUGUUCUCUUUUUUUAACAUAUAAAACGAAAGAUAUGCUCCUCAAAAGCAGCCUUUGUGGGGCUACUGAAAAAGAGAGGAUCUUAAACCACUCAUAAGUAAACAAGAUGCAUCUUCUACUGUUGUGUAUACAGCUGGGCUUGCACUGAGGUGCGGAUAGUGUCACUAAAUAAAUGUUUGUGGAGCUGCAUGCAUGCAGUCAUUUGUAUGUGUCCUCUUGAAGGCUCCUUAAAACUGGGGCAGCUUUCUGUGUUUGUUUGCAGAAUUACUCACAGAUGAUGUAUGAGGGAUUUCAGAGUGAUUUAUAUGCCACAUUAUGAAGCGUGGAGAAGUUGAGAAAUUUCUCGGUGGAUAACAUUUGCAGAACAUUUGGGCACAGUGAAGGAAGUCCACUGCAUUGCUGCUCUGUCUUGAGACUUCCUAAAACAUGAUCAUACACACUCGCGCUUAUCCCCUCCCUCUCUCCCUCCUCCUCCUCCUCCUCCUCCUCCUGCUCUUCCUCCUGCUCUCUGUAACCAACAUACACACACGUUCUUCCCAGACUUGAAUGUGAGCGUCUCACCAGCCAGGAUGACCGGGGGAGUCAGGACUGCUUAGCCUGCAGUGUUUGCCGGGAGAGAGAGAGAGUGUUUGUGUCUGAGCGCAUGUGUAUGUGUGUGCAUGUGUCUGGGCGGACUCCUGCUGUAAUGGUGCCCUAUGUGUGACUGUGCUGACCGCGACAGCCACCCUGUUCACAGUGGAGGCUUUCUCAGCAUGCAGAUGGUGUGAGCAGUCAGGGGAAAGUUUUUCGAACAGCUUCAACAACUCAAUCCUCAGCGUACACUCAAGAGUUGUUUCUGGAGGGAAGCAGCAGCGACAGAAGCUGGACUACAACUUCAGCUCAUGUCAGCUCGAGACUUCUGUUUAUUGAUUGAUUGAUUACCUGUUACUGGAGUGGAUACUAUAGUUCUGCAUCACCACACAUCAGAUCCAACUGGGGGUUUGAAAAGACUUUUAUUUUGAAAGGUAGGUUUGCCUUUGAGGAUUGUGUAGUUUCCCAUAAUGUUCAUGGCUCUUAAGUGUUGUUUUCGAUUUGUGAUGUUGUGGCAAUAUGUCUGCAUAGUCCCUCAACACACAGCGUGUAAUUUGAGAGUGAAGAUGCUGAAGGCAAAUAGUCGGGCUGACAGCUACAGUCUCAUUAUGUUUGAGUGACACUUUGUUAUGUAAUUCAUAUUUUAAGCAGGUAUCCCUGGAGCUGAUACAGCAUAAAGCAGAGUAUGGUUGCAGGGUAUGGUGCUGCUUUUACCGACGUGUUGAAUUGAUUGGUUGAUUUACUUGCGACACAUCGAACAAGUUUGUUGAUAAAAAUAAUAAUGAAGACAUCUGAGUUUUUCCUUUGUAUAAUCCUUUCACUCCUUAAAGCUCCAGUGAGGAACAUUCAGUUUGUGUCAGUUUUGGCGCCCCCCUAUGGACAAAACAGUCUUUUCUUAUCCUAACCUCUACAUUCUUACCUUCAAUUUCCAUCGCAUCUGGAACGGCUAGGAAAAGGCUGUAUCCGCCGAUCGCAGCUGAUCGUAACCAUUCAGUUAAUGUGUCAAUUUCCACCAGCUUCUUUCCGUUCCGCUGUGGAUUGCCAGACUCCACAGCUGAUCGCAAGAGUUCUAUUUUUUCCGGACAAAUGCCGGAUAAAUUCAGCACAGAUUAACCCGUGCUGGAAAGGAAGUCAGGCAAAGACACAAAAUAAAACAUCUGGCUUCUCUUCAAAAUAUAACACUCUGUGUUUCAGGCGGAUCGUAUUUUACAUCUUUCAAACGGACGGAGUCAAACAAGUGAAAGGUUUAUAGACAGUAUUUCAUCCCGAUGACACCAUGGAUGAGGGGAUGCUGAUGUUAGAAGUCUUGGAGUAGAUUUCCUCCUACUGCUUAUAUCGUUAGCCUAUGUGGCAAGAGACAACUUGUUAUCACGUGAAUCUGCGGGUCCUCGUGAGUUCUCGCGAUUCCGGUAGGAACUGGCAGAUGGCCAUUCUGGAUUGGAGCCAUUCCAGAUGCGGUGAAAAUUGGGCGUUAAUAAGUACUUUCUGGCCAAAACACUUAAUAGAUGAUUUUGACAGUCAAGCGUAUCAUUAAUGGAGAAUAUUUGUGGAGAAAUUGUAAAAACAGGGCUGUUUCUUGAACUGUUUGGCUGACACCUACUCCCUAACACUAAUUUUAAGUUUUAAGUUUACACAAAUCACAAAUCUUGUCCCUCAUGGCCUUUUUUUGUCUUUCCUUAAAAAGACAUUAAUAUGGAUUUCAGCCCAAUUUCAUAAACAAAAAUAAAACUCUUUGCAGGAGCUUUAAAUGGAUUUGAUCACUAAACGGUAAACUAGUUCAUAAGUUUGUUGUUAGGUGUCACAGGUAGCAGGUGUCAUAUCGAGACUGAAUUAGAGGAAGUUGAUGAACACUUUUUGCUUGUGUCAAAGUUUCACUCUCUGGGGCAGUGGUUUCCUGCUUUCAGGAGCCACAAACCCUAAUAGAUAAACUGCAGGUGUUUUUAAAGCCACGACAGAGUAUGUGGGACUACCAUAACUGUGUGACCUGGAUAUGAUCUUGUGACACCUGCCUCAAAGUUGAGAAUCACCGCAGGGAAGCUGCUGCAAUGAAAGCAGAUAUGAGCUUUCAUUUACAGCAUGUUGUUAGUUAUGUUCAUCAAGAGCUUACCUGAAAGUUACCAUAGUGGUAGCUUUUUUGCAGCUGGAAAGCAACAAUAUGUAUUUCUUUGUACUUUUCAGUCAGUUGUUAGUCAUGUCGUUGAUAUUCUCUGUUCUGUUUGAUCAGCCUUUUGCAAAGUCUGGCUAAUUCUGGUGCAGAACAUGCAGAUGGCCAGACUGUUGCAUAUGCCAUCCAAAACACACUGACCCCCUGUCCGACUGUUGGCUGGCCAAACAGAGAGGAAAACUCAAUUAUGUCAGGAUUAAUGCACUUGUUUUCACUGUUGUUGGCUUAUGCAGGAAAGUAGACAGAAAAAUACCUCAGGGUGAAUAAUGAAGAACAGAGUAGGCGCUUUUUGAUAAAAAUGGCUAGAAGUGGAGUGAACAUCACUACACCUUGUUCCCCCACCUGGCGUGUUAAUGGAGAUGGUAGAUGUGAAAGCAAACAAGGCAUGAGCUAAGGUAGAAGGAGGGAAGACAUGAUGACCCCUGUGUGCCAAGAAUGUGCGCAGUGCACAAGCUGUGCUGCUGGAAAGCCCAGGGAUCAGGUUCCCUGUGUCAGCUGCCGCACUCGACUGUUCCUGAGUCUAACUCUGUCAUAGCUGUAUACUGAGAAAGAGAGAGAGAGAGAGAGAGAGAGAGGGAAGAAGAGGAUGGAGAUAAGGAAAGAAACUGCAGACAAUGCAGAGCUGAGAAAAAAAUGGGAAAAUCCAUAAGGUAAAAGAUAUACUUAGUCAUUUCAGAAAUGGGCUUAUACUCUUUGUGGUAGUCAGGAUGAUGAGAGGGCCGUCACUCUCAUUUCUGCCAGCUGAAGCUCCUGUGAGAAAUGAUCACACAGACUGGAAAUACAUCUGAUACAUCUUCAUGACAUACUUCAGUAAAACAGAAGAAUAAGAUGGAUUAUUUAAUAUCAUAAUUUUUAAUGUCUUAGCUUGCUGUCAUGGGGUAGGUGGCAGAUGAUGUGAUGGAGUAAACAAAGGUUAGGGUAUCAAGAACUGGUUCCAACCUGUAACGGGUUUCAAAUUUCAGAGAUUCGCAGAUUUGAUACUGCAAAUUUUGGUUCUGCUUAUCAGUUCCUAACAGGACCAUAAAUCUAUCAUGUCUAAACAUCAGAGAGAAUUUUAAAAAGUUUUACUCAUCUGCCAGGACCUCCUGAAACGUUUGGCCACUUGCAACGCAGUAUGUGAAGAAAGUUGUGAUAACAGGAUUGUGGCACGCGAGCAAAAGCUUGUCUAAACUUCUCGAGAAAAAUGAUGACACAGCAAGUGAAAAAGCAUCCUUUCCCAGAAAAGAGCUCAGAGAAAAGCAAUUUAGACUUGUUGUUAAGAGAAUUUAGUAACAGUAGCUUUAAAAUUACCAUAAAAAGUACCCCUUUCAUUGGUUAUGCGACAACCACUCAGAAGCAGGGAAAAGUCAGGCAUGUAUCCUAACAUCACAAUAAUGGUUUAAAGUAUUUGCGCCUUAUUUUUUAUACUACAGUAAAAUCAAAGUUGCAAUUCAAACACACUUAAACAGUGUUGACAGACUUGCUAUUGCCCUCUCUUUUUACCCAUCAUGCUAAGCUAAUCUGCUGCUUGAAGUAAAAUGUUUUCCACACAGUUGAUACCUGGGUGGAUUGCCUAUGUAUGUAAACCACUAUACUGGCCAACCAUGUAGUGCCAACUAUGUACUUUCUGUCACAAGAUCACUAUCUGAGGGGUGAAUACAAGCUGAAAUAAGCUGUAGACAAAGCACAGUUAAAGGGAUUUUACGGCGUAAAAUUAAUACAGGGUCAAACACACCGUAACACCAAUUAGACUCCCCCUCGAGAGAGGAAAGUUGCUGACCACUUGCUUCUCUAGCUAUACCAACUUUAGUAACAACAGCACGAUAGCAAUACACAGCGGUCUGAGGAGCCAUAAAUAAACCUCAACCAAAACGCCACUCUAUAGCCACAAAUAAUGCUCAGAACACCUAACUUCAUCAACUGUACAUAUACUAGCCACCAAACAUCUUUUUAACUUUGCCUGAUUUCUUUAGCAAAGAGACUAAACACAGCUCACCAUCUCUCUUCCAGCAGUUGCUUGUUUGUAGCAAGACCUCAGGCGAGUCCAUUACGGACUGCUGCGGGGUGACGCAGCUCAAGGAAGAACAUUUAUAAUCAUUACUUUAUCAUUUCCUUGAAGUAAUAAUCACCAUAUUAAUCAUUUUGCACUGCAGACGCGGUAGUUCUUCUGCCUUAGUGUCUCGGUCUGAUUUCAACACCAGGAUAUCCCUUUAAUAUAUGAACUUGCCUUGUAGUCGAGCUGAUAGAUAGAUGACAUGGUGUUAUGAUCUGUAUUUCGACUGGCCCCCUUCUCAGUCAUCAACCUCCCUGGCACAGGUAAAAUAUCUUUUGACCAGAAACAUCUCUAUAGCUUUGAUUUAACUGUAAAAAUAUAAAGCAGUAACAAUCUGCUUGUCUUAUUUGCUCCAGAAAGCAGUAAACUCACCACGAGGUAGUUCAAGCAAGGUGACAUUCAUGAAGGUUAAAACGCAGAGUCAGCUUUCCUAGAACUGCAUACAACAUCUCUCGGGAAAAUGACUAUGAUCACAGGUGUGAUUUUCAGCUCACCCCCUCUCACCUUGUGACCAUAACGUCUUCUAUCUUAUUUUGUCUGGAAAUUAUCCCCCCCUCCCCUUCACCUCUUUCUUUGUUACAAAGGACAGCCACAUCAGCAGUAUCAGGCUCUCUGUGAAAACAUUGUGUCAAACACAUGUUCAGUGAGUCAGCGGUCAACUUGAAAUCUUCACCCUGGUACCUCCAUGGGGCUGCUUCUCAGUUCCCAGACAUACUGUGACACAUGGCAGGGAGGAAAAUUAAGAGGGAGGGGCAGCAAUGCAAGUGAGUGGGUACUGAGGCAUCACUCCAAUCUGGCUGCAUUGUGGACUAUGAAGGGGGCCACAUAUGGCUUCUAUAUUAGUGUGUAGACAAAAUAGACACUGACUCAACAUUUGAUUCAUACAUGGGAGUUUAAUCAGCAUUUCAGUGGUACAGAGAGAAAGAAGAACCUAGUAAUUCUAUCUUCAUAAUAUCAUAUAUCACCCCCCUUCUCCUCUUUCUGCUUCAAUCCAUCCAUCUAUGACUCAGAGUUCAUUGCAACUAAUCAUGGACUAAAUCUCUAAUAGAGGAUGGCUGGCCUGCAUUUAAUGUUAAAAGACCUGAUGUGUGUGUAUUUGGAAGAGGCAAUGGAUCAGUUUUUAUUCCAGGUGAGGGAGUACUUCCAUCUGUGGCCUCUCUGGAGCCCUUCCUCUUUUACAUCCUCUUCCUUCCAUUACCAACAGCACCAGCCGAAGCGAGGAACAUUGCCCUCCUCUCACCUCCGUGACUUUUCAGCAGGAGUCCAACAGAAACAGUCUGCUCCUGAGGAAGCAGCUUGGGUAGCAGAAGGGUUAUAUUUGUCUGUAACACAUGUGGGUCAUGGAGGCCCUGCUGUGCAGACUGUAAGGGGGAAGUGGGGAUAUUUAAAGGGUCGACAGCAUUGACUGGCGAUGUGAAGUUCAGGUUUCAUCUGAUGCGUUUUUUUUUAUCAUGUAAGGAGGAUACUUGUCUGUUUUUAUAUCGGUUGACUUUGAUCUUAUGAUGGUGUUUGUGGUUUUUUAAGCAAAACAGAGUUUAUGUAACUGCUAGGUAGAUUGAAUCAGCUGUCAAACAUGCUAAAUGGUGCUUGUUUGACAUCUGUGUUCAAUAAUCACAUAUUAAAGGCAACCUAGUGAUGGUGUACUGAGCUGAGAAAUCAGAUAAUAGACUGAAUAGUUGGAUAUUUAUAGAUGUAAUACACAUAGAUGUGUAAAAAGACACAUACAAAAUGGUAUGGUUGAAAGACGUGUGUAAAAUAUGUAGUAGAUGGCAGCAUAGAUAGGUUGAUACAUGGACUCAUAUGAAGAUUGAUGUACUGAUAUAAAUAGAAUGAUGUAUAGUCAAACUAGAGCUGUCAUGUAAUUCAAAAUUUGAGUCUCCUUUUGCACUUUGGGUGUUUCAAUUUGAAAUAAAUUGUCGAUCCCAGUGUCAGGCUGUCUGAAUCAGCUAAGCAGAGGGUCUUCUGACUGUAACAUGACCAUUGCAUUCACUCUUGACUCCAGUAAGUUAAUACACUGAUGAUUUUCCACAAAAAAGGAGGACGCAUGUCAAUCAAAGCGGUCCUGGGCAGGUAAUCACAACACCAAAACAUGAUCUGAGAGGCACUGUCUGGGUUUAUACUGGGUUCUUAACCACAGAUACCUAAAUAACAGGCAGAGAUAGUGUAAUGGGGCUGCUUGAUUGUGGCUUAAAUCAUAAUCAUGAUUAUUUUGAUUGAUGCUGAUAUCAUGAUUAUCAAAAACAUAAUAUAAUUUGUAACUUAAUUUUGAAGAUAAUACUCACUAGAUCAAAUAACAGAUGUCACUUGUUAAGUUUUUUUUACCCAGUGUUAUAAAAAAUUGAGGGAUUUUCAGAAUUAGAAUACUUUAUAUUUAAAUUUGACUUUACAGUACUUUAUUUACAUUUUGUCACAGCCUGUCGAUCUAAUCACUCAGUCUUCUCAAGCUCUUAUAUAGCAUCUGCUACAUGUUGAGAUCUGGGCUUGUAUCUUGUUAUGACUGGGAGCGAUAUCUCUCACAGCUUCUCUCACAUCGUGCUCAUUCUCAUUCACUCACAUCUACCUGCUUCCUCCUCCUGCUUCUCUCUCUGCUCUCCUCUCUCCACCUGUGACUACUUGAUAGUUUGUAUGGCUUUAUCACAACGUGACAAAGAUAUCGUUGGAUUUUGAUUUGGCCCUAUAUAAAUAAAGAUCAAUUGAUUGAUUGAUAAAUAAGAACAAGAACAUUUUUAACAGCCUUCUUUAUGAGACAGACUGCUAUUAUUGGAAUACUAAAUGCUGAUGAAUGAUUCGCUUUAGCACACCAAGAAAUGAUCUCCGGACAGAUUUAUCAGACUUGAAAAAAACUCAAUGGCGGCAUUGUUUUCACCCUUCAUUGUGACAUUUUCUGUUUAACACAUCACUGACCUUUGCAUCAUCCAAGGAAAGUUGGCGCAGGCUCUGUUGGCAAGCUCUGAGGCCAAUGUGGAGAACGGCAGCUGCUGAAAACAGACAGAUGGUAAUGGCACUGUCUGCCACAUGUUAAUGGGUAUGAGUAAAGAAUUCAUGUCUGCUAAUCACAAGUGGAUCAUUAAAGCUUCAAGCAGUAAAUUUAGUGUUUCAAAUGCCUAAUUCGUAUUUUAAAAUCAAAGGUACGAUUUUAACAAUUUGUGAUUAAGUCCCUAACAAAUGAUUUUUUUCUUGACCUCUAGAAUGAAAUUCUUCAGUCAAAUCAUGUCACAGCUCAGUCCUAAAAAUCACAUAAAUACCCACAAUCCAUUGUGGAAAGGUCAAAUCAGCUCCGAAUAGCAUUAAAGGGAUAUUAAUUUAGGGUCAAACACAACGUAACACUGAGUUAGACACCACUUUGGGAGAUAAAUGUCGCUGCAAUCAGACUGAGACGCUGAGGCAGAAGAACUUACGCAUCUGUGGGGCAAAAUGAUUUAUACUAUUAUUAUUUAUUCAAAGAAAUGAUAAAGUAAUGAUCAUAAAUGUUCUUCCUUAAGCUGCGUCACCCCACAGAAGUCCGUGAUGGACUGGCCUGAGGUCUCGCUACAAACCUGCGGCUGCUGGAAGAGAGUAGGUGAUUUGUGUUUAGUUUCUUUGCUAAAGAAAUUAGGCAAAGUUUAAAAGAUGUUUGGUGGCUUGUGCUGUGACUAGGACCCUUUAUGUCCUGUUGAUGAAGUUAGGUGCUGUUCUGAACAUUAUGUGUGGCGAUAGAGUGGCGUUUUGGUUGAGGUGUUCUCGUGGCUCCUUAGACCGCUGUGUAUUGCUAUCGUGCAGUUGUUGCUAAAGUUGGUAUAACUAGAGAAGCAAGCGGUCAGCAACAUUCAUCUCUCGAGGGGGUGUCUAACUCGGUGUUACAGUGUGUUUGACCCCAACUUAAUUUUAUGCUCGAAUAUCCCUUUAAGGCUAAUGUUAUAGCAGCUCAGUCCAAGUUAGCCUAAAAUUAAAACACAUCAUUUAGACUAUUACAGCAGUUUGAAAAGUGUGAAACUGUCACAUGAGGUCUGUUAAAUUUUUCUUUGCACAUUCAUGUCACCCGCCUCGGCCUGUGGAGCUUUACAGGCUUCACUCUCUGGGAAAAACAGUCUAUCUAAGUCUGUGGAGUCCAAUUUUCCCUCGACAGAUUGCUCCCUUGCUAGUGUUGUGACCGGGCCACUUCCUGUGGUCACUAAAGACUUCCUGCCACUGUCCCUGCUCAACACCAAUAUUUUUGGCAGUUUGGGAAACAAUCUUUAGAGCCUCAAUUAAGAGAAAAUGGCGAUCCAAAAUAUAUGGUUUUGGUUGCUUUGUUGGAUUUUAUCCCCCUAAAAAUGUUCUCCUGCACAACUUUAAUUUCUCCAAGGAUGAGCCUGAAUGAGAUUCAAGGCCUCAAUCGCCCUUUCACCAGCCCAGCUCAGUUCAAACAGAGACGUAUCAAACAGCAGCUCAGGCUUUUUAGUGUGCUGUGAGCUUCACCGCUCUCUCAUAUGGAGAACAAAUACUCUGUGUAAGCACUGAGCACCAGAAAUCUCCAGAUGCUGUGAGGCAAGUCCUGUAUGGGCAAGCAGGUCUGCAGGAUCGCAUGUCAGAGAUUUUCCAGCCUCAUCAAACUUGUGAUGAUGUUUUUUUCAUUUGUGUAAUGGCAUGAUAUUAUUUACGAUGCAGCCAACUCACGGUGCCAAACGCGGGGUGCUUUUUUUAUCAUCACAUGUAUCGGUUUACAUCAAAUGGCAAUGUCCCAGGGAACAGAUGAGGAAUUGUUGAAAAAUCUGCUGUUUUCUUGGCUCCUCCGAGCACAGUUUUUAUCACCACAGACAGGUCCAGUAGCUGUAUUUUAGGAUUUCACUGACACAUGCACAUUUUUAAGCUACAGAAGGCGUCGCUGAUCCUCAGAUGGCCUUGCUCAGAAGCUGUUUCACCAAAGGCUACAGACAGAGAAUACUAAUACCUCUAUUUGAAACGUUUGCAGCCCUUAUUGAAAAAUCAAUCCACACCUCCUUUUUUCUCUUAGACUGGAGUUUGAAUUUACGACGAUCUUUAUGUUGCAUGUGUCUGCGGUAUUGUGUCUUUGUGUGUGUGUGGCUCCUGUUGUUUAUUGUAUAGAUCACGGCUCCUGUAUGAGAAUAUAUACAGUGAAGAGCUGCUUAUAUGAAAUAGAAGGCCAAUAGAGUUAGCAGUGCUCUGAUUUAUUACCCCUAACAGACCAAAGAAACAAACAACAAUAAACUAAGUUGAAGUUUAUUUUCUUUGCUGGUUCAGAAUGCCAACAGACACAAACCUUUUUGGCCCAGUGUCAACAGGUGAAAUGCGCCAUUUUCAUGUCUUGAAACGGAAAUCAGGAUUUCUUUGAUUACUCUCUGAGCAAUAGACGGCUAUUAGACAUCUAGCUUUUUUUUUUUUAGACCUAAUUUCAACCGUCUAGAUUCUGUAUAUUUUUAGAUGGAAUUUAGAUGUUGCACUUGAACCUAUUAUUCAGUCACUAUUUAUUUCAAAAAGCAAAAUAAUUAUGAUAGUCAUUGAGCAAUAUACAGUGUAGUAUAGAUAUAGCCCAGAUUUAGAAUUAGUUUAAACUUGGUCUAAAUUUUGACAUCUAAAAAACUCUAAUUUUUAGACCUGUGGCAGCCUGAUUUUAGACCAGUCGUCUAGGCUACAUUUAGACCUCUAAUAGAUCUCUUUUAGACCCACAAAUGCUUAGCGGGUAAAAUCUUCCUUUUUCUAACCUCGUUAAUAUUACAUUGUCCAAUUCCACUGCGUAUUUUAGAAGCUGAGGCUCAGGAGACACAUACAAGUACAGUACGGUCCCACACACCUGCGCGGUGUAGUAGCGGAACACAGAAAGCACCUGUGAGUGGCUCUUUUUCAAGGUGCUGAUUGGACAAAGCAAGGUGGUGAUCUAUUGUAGCAGAGACUUUGCAGUUUUGUCGUAAAAAGGCUUAGAAGCUGCUACAUCUGGCAGCACAGGGAAGAUAAAAGUCUGUGCAAGAGAGGCUAUAUAAAAAUCAGGCUUAUGAAAACAGCUUACCUACCUAGCCUUUAGCUCAUUAUGGUUUGUUUCAUAUAGAAUCAGGUCUGUUAACUUAAACUAGUGUAAAACUGACGGCACCUGAUACUGUCGUCACUUGAGGAUUUAUUUCAAGCGCAUUUUAAUGUGUUAGCUUUUAAAUUCAUGUGUUUAAGGCUUUAGGAUGACCCGCAAGAUGAAAUCAGGCCUAAAAAAUACUCUGACAUUUGCAGAGCUGGGCACAUGUCCAGUAAUCCAUGAGUCGUUCAGUAGUUUACGCUUAAAGCGCUGGUUCUUGAUGAGCACAAUGAUCUGGAUUUGAGUUAUCUUAAUACCAACACAGUUUCUCAUUCCACCAUAGUCUGUCCCCGUAUUGUGAAUCAUUAGCUUAUGGCAGUUGUAAACACACAUUGUCUCCAUGAUUUUGUUAGAUCUGUCUUGGUAGGAACAUAAACUAAUACAUGAUCUAUCCUUUUAAUACUCCUUUAAAGGUCACACUUUAUCUUACUGUUCUGGCACCAACGGAAGAACCGCUAACAUCUCUACUAAUCUUUCUCUAUUUGUCUGUUCAUUUGCAGAUUUAGUCAUGAGAGUGCCUCCUACAUAUGCAUGACCAUUUAUAUUUCCUCUGGCCCAGACAACAGCGUAAUGUAAAUUUAAGAUGGUGUUUCUGUUGUCAGCCAGCUCCAAGUUCUGCACAUUAAUAAAUCCCAGAGUUAUUUACCCUUUUCAAUUCUUUGCAGCACAGUCCAAUCCCAGCAGGGCUGUGAACCAGCCUCUGUGAAAGAGGCAUGAAAUUGUAAAGCAGCACAGUAUGUGAAUCCAUCAACAGAUGGAUGAACCCAUACUAGACUACAUGUGAGCGCUAACAGAUUGUUAAAGCUAAGCGAAUAAAGUGUGUGGGAGGCAGUAGGGUUAGAGAGGUAAUUCCUUCCGAUAUUAGAGUUAAAUGAUCCCAAACAAUGAGGAAUUUUUCCUGGAAUGAACCUUUAAUAGAUAAUAGCUUUCAUAGCACUUGAGCCAAGAGCUCUACCCUCUUUUUUCCCCUCACAGAUCCAGCACGAAAGUUGAGCAAAUAUGAGGUAGCAGCAAACAAACAAAAGAUAAUAAGUAGGUUAUGACCAUCGGAGUGCAAAACAAGUGAAAAACAGUGUUUUUCUUUUUUCCUUCUUGGCGGUAUUUGGGUUAGUGAGCAUGUCUGUGCAUGCACAUGGCAUGCAUGCAGGACACACUGGCUUGGACUGUGUGCUUGGAACAAGAGGAAAGUUUCAAAUCACCACAGCAGCCCUGCUGCACUUGCUCCACUGCCACUGGAACACUGCUGGGCUGCAUCUGGUCUGCAUCUGGACCUGUGGGCUGUUUGGAUUUUCACCAAGGCAAGCUCAACCAGAGCCACAGAUAACAUAGCAGCGCUCAACACUGGCAGCAGCAGGCUCCAAGCGGUGGCAGAUGUCACUGAAUGUUGCAGAGCUUUAAACAGUGUAUUAUUCUUAUGGAAACGAUGAUUCAGUCCGAAAUUGAUCUCUUACUAUCACUCACUACAUAUGCCACAGUUCAGGGAGUCUAUCAUUCGAUUAGUAUAUUGGUGGAAAUCUUGCAGAGUGCAAGGACUUUAAGAUUACCAUGCUGGAUUUUUUCCCAUCUUCUGUAAAAUAUCUUCACUCUACAUCUUAUUUUUGUAUCAUGUCUCAAAAAAAUCUCCAAUUGCACACUUGUAAGUUUCAUAUUUUUCUAUCUUUGCAGAUCUGAGCUGCUGUAAUGGACGAGCAGUGUGUGUCCCACAGCAGUCCCCAGCGUAGCAGAGGUCAGAGCAGCACAGAAACACAAGAGCAGGCACGCUCGAGUGUCAUCAGGUGUGGGUGGCUCAGGAAGCAAGGAGGUUUUGUCAAGACUUGGCACAGCCGCUGGUUUGUUCUGCGAGGGGAGCAGCUCUACUACUACAAAGACGAGGAGGAGACCAAAGCCCUGGUAAGGCUGAAAACACACUGAAAGACUUAAAGGGAUAUUCCGGCGUGAAAUUGAUUUAGGGUCAAACACACCGAGGCUGGUUGAUAUAAGUUGAUAUAACUAAAGAAGCAAGCGGUCAGCAACAUUCAUCUCUCAAUGGAGUGUCUAACUUGGUGUUACGGUGUGUCAAAACUUAAUUUUACUCCAGAAUAUCCCUUUAAGCCAAUGAGAGACUGUGUAUAAAACAUGGAUCUCAGUGACAUCACCCACUGGUUUCUGAAGAGGGAAAUGAAACUCAAAGAUGGAAAAAAGGAAGAAUUUGGACAGGUUGUGUCGCCUCUUAGUUAAUUUGAUCAAACUGUCGACUGUUGACCAAAUUAAAGUAUCAUUGACACAAUGAACAGCUUGUGUGUAAAAGAACAGAUACUUCAUCCUUCAGCGCAAUAAGAUACAAAUAUAUGACUCCUGAUGUUUAAAGAGUUUCAACAGUUUUGAGGUUGUCCUGCUGAAGCCGAGACAAAAAGUUGUCCUUAAAGAAGAGGAGACACUGAGUGAUGAAGACAAUAAUGCCAUCUCUAACGUUACUGUAACCAGGCAGCCUCUCUCAUCAAGCAUGUGCACUCUGAACAAAGCAGCAGGACCAGACACUUUUGACUCUUACUACAAGGGUAAUUCACACAUGUAAGGAAAUGUGGAAAUCAGGAUUUCAGCCGGGUUAGUUCAAGAACGUGCUCCAUGUCUUUAACAAACUUUCUCUGGUAAAGUUAAACUGACUUCCAGGAUAAAGAGAAACUAGAUCGUGUUGGCAGUGAUGGAUGUUACUUCUGUUUCAUAGCUGCUCAGGGAUCAGUUUGAGUGCUAGGGAGUCAGAGACAGCUGAAUACAGAUUAAGAGAAAGACAAAGGGAGUAGUUCCUCAUGUUGGGAGGUAGGAUGGUUUGAUACCACUUUCUAAUAUGGAAAAACAGCCAGUAGAUGAUUGCUAACCUCAUUUGUAACAGAAAGACAAGAGGCAGGCCGCAAAAUAUCCCCCUUUUUGUCUCCAACAAGUGAAAAAUGCAUUUCUGUGGUGUGAAGUGCAAAACUGUCAGCUGUGUGCAUGUCAGAAGUAUUACAGAGGACUGAACAGCACUGAAAUUUUAAUCUAUUUUUAAACAUACUUUAAAAGAUACGUAUCAUUUAUAUAUUAUUUCAUAAUCACUUAUUAGUUCUAGAAUUUUAAUGUGCAGAUUUGCAUUCCAGUUACCUCGGCAGUCGGAUGUCGGAGCUGGGAAUACACCUGGAUUGACUUUGUUCCAGUUAACAAGUCAGAAAACCAAGAUGGUGGCCUACAGUUACCCGUUGUUAGCUGUCGUUUACAAUUGUCAGCUGUCGUUAGCCAUUAUCAGUUGUUAGGUGUUGUCAGCGGUUGUUAGUUGUUGUUAGCCGUUGUCAAUUGUUGUUAGCCGCUGUCAGUUGUUAGCGGUACUAAGCUGUUGUUAGCUGUUGUCAGCGGUUGUUAGUUGUUGUUUGCCAUACCAGUUGUAAACAACGUAUAACACAGUAUUUUAGUCUUACAAACAUCAUAGCACCGUGUUCACAAUCAGACGUUGGGCAGCACAACAUAUACGGCUUAUUUAAUUUCACAAAAACAAAACAGAAGUGCUAAUGAAUAAUAGAUUAUGAGGGCUUUCGCCGUUACUCUUUACUGUUGAUGCACUGUGCUGCCAUCUUUGAAUAUGAUGUUGUCGUGAAGUCGGGGUUGGUGAGGAUCGUCUGACUUUCCGAGUCGGAAAUCCGACUUUAGGGGGGGCGUUCCAGAUGGAUUUCUGACUCGGAGCUUGGAAAUUCCGACUUCUGAGUAUGACUGGAAUGUAGCAUAAACAGAACUAUUGUGUAUCAUGUCGCGUCCUAAGAGAAUAAACUCUUACACCGCAGCUAGAAUAUUAUUUUUCUCUACAAGCUCAAAGUGACUAAUAAAUAUAUGAUGCAUUGCACAAAUUUUUUAGACUAAUGACUUAUUCAAUUAUGUUUCAUCUAAGAGACCCUCUGCAAAUUACACACACUAUUGAGCUUGAUUCAGAUUUAUCAAAGGUCCACUAUUUGUUUAUUAGUUCACGCUCACUUCCUGAUACAUUUCCAGUUGUUUCUUGUUUCGUGUUAUUCCCAAACCCCAGCUGUUUCACUCCAGAAACACUGUUCAUUGUCCGAACAUAAAAAAAACACAGAAGGACCUCAACCCUUUACAAUAUUUCUCCCACCCAAACAAUAUCCUCUUUUUCCAGGGGAAACUUGAACACUUUGUUCACAAUUGGAUUCUUCAUUCUGCUCAUCUACCCACACUUCUGUGUCUGGCUGAUUUCCCAGAAAGCUCAGCUCAGCCAAACCCUAAGCCACAUCAUCAGCACAAGUCUGUGAAGGUUAAAGCUCCAGACCUGUCGGUGGGCCACUGGCCAGAUACAGUGAGAGGAGAUAUUCUUCACCGCUAUUCCUGGGUUGCUCUGGUUCUUCAUGUGGUUUUAUAUUAGGAGCACCAAGAGUUUUGUUUAUGCUCUUGUUGCUGUGAAUACCCCCGAGGAAACGAUGCAAAAUCUGUGGAGCAGUUUCUCAUAAUAAUUCACAGAAAAUGACUUAUAGUUUGUUUAUUUUUGAAAUAUUCUUGCCAUCUGCACAGAAAAAUAAUUUAGCAAUGUCCUCCAACCUCAACGACUGGAUGAAAACGCUUCACUUUCAUUCUUUCAUUGCUCUUGAAACAAAGCCAACAUCAAUUGCAGAUACCUAAACCUGCUAGUUUUUUUUUUUUUUUUGCAGAGAAUGGAAAAUUUCUCUAAAACUGGGUCAGGCACAGAGCAGUGCACUCAAAGUCCUUAAGUCUCUGUGACCUCCAAAGCAGAACAGCAUCGGAUAGCACAAAAAGAAGCAGCCGUACAAGACGCAGCAGCAGUACCCAUCAAGAGAAUACAGAACAAGUGCAGAGUUUCUAACCUACUCGACACUAAGUAGGGCGAAGAGGAAUAAGAGCGUUCACUGUAGUUGUUCUUCGCCUUUAACACUGAUGUUCAAGAUCAGAUCAAGAGCACACAAAUUCACGACACAUCAGAUAAGUCAAAGUUUGUGAACCCCAUGAAGCCACAUUUAGAUCAGCUAUUAAUUAAUCCUCUCAUACGCUGUGAAGUCUCCAUUUGUUACCUGUCACAUUCACCUAAUGGCUGCCUCCUCAGUGGGAGCCGUGAACAUCUGUCUCUUUCUGUUGCCAUGGGAACUGAGACACCAAAAACUAAUCAAAACUUGCAGACAUUUCUCCCUGGUAUAACUUGCAGCACUUUGUGUAUACAUUCUGUGUAUUUGGGUUUAUUUUAUGGGUGUUGAGGGUUGGACUUAGAGGAUGGUUAAAGGACUGUUGCAGUAAUUACAGGUGCAAUUUAGUAAAUAAGAAUAUCAUAAAAAAAGAAUAGAUUUUUUUCUGUCCGUUAUUGGAGAAUAUUGAAAUUUGAUCAAGUUUAGACAUGUAACAAGUCAAAUAAAAUAUUUCAAGAUUUUUAAAUUUUAGUUGUCAUAGUAAUGGCCCACUUUAAAAAGACUGACCAGCAUAUUUUAGAAUAUUAAAGUAUUUCAAGUUUGAGGAAAUCAUUACGACAGAGUAUAAGGGCCACAUUAAGAAAACAAAAAUUAAGAUUUUGGGAUUAAAGUCAUCAAUUUACGAGAAUGAAGUCAUUACUAAUAAGAAUAAAGUCGUAAUAAAGUAAUUACUUAUGAGGAUUAAAUCGUAAUACAAUCAUUUCUUACAAGAAUUAAAUCAUAUUAAAGUAAUUACUUAUGAGAAUAAAGUUUUAAUAAAGUAAUUACUUAUGAGAGUAAAGUCAUAAUAAAGUAACUACGAGAAUUAAGUCGUAAUAAAGUAAUUACGAGAAUAAAGUCGUAGUAAUCACAUAUGAGAGUUAAGUCAGAAUAAGGUCCUUACAUUAGCACCACAUUAUCAUAAGUAUAGUAGUAGUUGUAGUUGAUUAUGACUUUAUUCUCGUAAUUACUUUAUUAUGAUUUUACUCUCGUAAUUACUUUAUUACGACUACAUUCUCGUAAGUAAUUACUUUAUCACAACUUUAUUCUCGUAAUUACUUUAUUACGACUUUAUUCUCAUAAGUUUUGAUUUUAGUAUGACCUCAUUCUCGUUAGUAAUGACUCAUUCUCGUAAAUUAAUGACUUUAAUCUCAAAGUCUUACUUUUCUCCAAGUUUUAUUUCUCUUUUUUAUUAACUCCACCGUAAAUCAUAACUCAUCCUCUGGUGCUGGUUUUUUUUUUUAUUUAUUUUUUUCAAUUAAAAUUAACUAAUGAAUUCUGACGUCUUCAGAAAACAUUAAAAGAAACAGCCUUUUAAUAUUGUCCAUGUAAGGGACUGUAUUGUGUCCUAUGACUAUCUACAGUCAGGCCAAACCUCUCUGUGAAACGUGAGGAAUCUGAGGAAUGGGAGUCAGAUGGAGGUGAAGGGUCACCGAAAAGCAUGCGCAGGGUACGGCACGUGUGGGCUUGGCGUCAACAUGCCAUCUGCCUGCCCUCACUCGUCCAUGGAGAUGUAUGCACGCACAAGCAUGCAUGUACUCGCUCUCAUUCGUACACACACACACAGACGCAGACUCAGAUUUCAUCUGGUGCAGCUGUAAACAAAGACGGUAGUCAUCCAGUGGGUGAGACAGAAUGAUUAUUGUAAUUUAAACCACUUAGCAUCAAAUCUGUGUCCCAAUGAAAGUAGCUUCAGAGAAUGGUGAAUGAAUAGAUUAUAUCAAUUAUAUGUUAUCAUAAUUUAUUAAGACAUGUUAGACGUAUUAAAUUGUAAUCAGGAUGUUAGAAUUCCAGGCACAAUAAGUCUUACAAGUCUUCUGUCUUAUUCAUAUUCAUGGCACGAGGGUCUGAGCUUGAACUCAGACAAAAUGAUCUGAAGAAAAGUAGUCGACUGCAACUCGAAAUUGCUUUAAAUCAAUAAUGCAACAGCGCAAUAACUCAUGAAAAAUCCUUUAUUCUCCAGGGUUGAGCUGGAAGCUGUCUGACCUUGGCAUUUAACAGGAGUAAAUAAAAUGCCACAGCAGUUCUGUAAUUAUUCAUACUCUGCAAGAGUGUGUUUGACUGCUCUUCUGAUUAAAUAAAAACACUGUAUCCACCGUGUGGCCUUCACUGCCAAAGUGUGGUCACUUUAGCACUGAAAAACAAAGAAGAGAGUGACAUUUGGGGCAGAUUAUGUGUAUCCUUGUUGAGUGUAAAAGGUCUGUGUGUGGCAGUAGCAACCAGAGGUGAAUUCACUCACAUUUUGUUUGUGUGUUAGAGGAAUCCAAACUCUCAGGUGAGGACGUCACUGCUCACAUCAUCUUUUGCUAACAGAUCCUAACAAGGAGAUCGCAUGUAAGUGUCAAAUCUGGUUUGCGUGCGCUGGUGGGGACGUGGCUGGGUGCCGUCAGGGGCAUGAGCUGCAUACCAAGAGCCAAUUACUGCAUCUAUCGUCUCAGUCCUGCCAUUAUUGCUUUGGUUAGACAGUAAUGUUGACAACAAUUUCUUCAGCGGGUUUUAUGUAUUAGUGCAGACAGCUGCGGUUGUCAGUAUUCGAAGUCCAUACUCUUAACACAGAGAUUGCUCCCUCCUUUUUUCUGUAUGGCAGCUGCAUAUCUAAUAAGCUCUCGUAUUGAUGGAUGGGAAAGUCAAUUAACUCUCACUGGAAUUGCAACAAGUUUCUGCAGGUUCUAAUUUCUGAGCACUUUGCCCCUCAUAAACACUUUGAGAAGAAACCGUGUCUGAGUGUACACCUAUGUAUUUCAGGUAUGUGUUUGUACAUGAGGGAAAUGUUUCCUCAUAUGAAGUGAGUUUGCAGCUGCGGCAGGAGUUGUGUAGUAAGUUGAAUACCGUCAAAGUUCCUCAAUCACAUCAGAAGUUGUCAUGAUAUAUGUUCUGGUAUUUGUUUUCCCCUGGUUUUGGUCUUUUGAGUGUAGUUUCUUUGUGAUUUUCCCUCUUGUUUUUGUACCCUAGUGUUCCUGUUCCCCUGUAGUCCUGCCUUGUGAGUUCUCAGUUUGUGUCUGACCCCGGUUCCCUCGUGUUCUCAGUGUUUUAUUCUUUAUUAGUUUUCAGUGUUUCCUGUUUUAUUUUGUAGUAGUUUAUUCCAUGUGUUUCUAGUCUGUUUUCCCUCCUCUGUGAUCGUCUGCACCUGUGUCUCAGUAUCUCACCUGCCUCUCGUUGCUCGUUUCCCUGUGUAUAUAUAGUCCUUGGCUGUGUCCAAAAUGAAUCACUCAAUCCCUAACCCCUAACCCCCAUAUGGGGUUUUACUAUUUAGUUGACUAUGUAGUGAACUCAGUUCCCGGAGUUUUCGGACACCACAUGACGCAAUGCAUGACGGGAUGCCCACCACCGGUGAGUGACCAUCGGGUGGUCACUACAUUUUGCAAUGCUCUAUGGGAAAUUUUGAGUUGCCUAUAUAGGGCACUGGAAUUGAUCAGUGAGAUUUCGGACACCCCUCAAAAUGGCUCUAACCCCCAUGUAGUCAUCUAUGUAAGGCAGGGGUGGGCAAUCAUGUGCCAUGGAGGGCCAAGAGGCUGCAGGUUUUCUUUCCAACCCAAAACUCCACCAGGUGAUUUCACUGAUUAUCUUACCUCCAAGCAGAGAGCAGGGACUAAUCAGUGAAAUCACCUGGUGGAGUUUUGGGAUCCAUUUUGGACACAGCCAUUGUCUUCCCCUGUUUCUUUGUUGGUUCAUUCUGAAUGUGUUGUAGGUUGCAAGUCUGCGUGUCUGUAUGCCAGUAUCUUCAGUGUCUCCUUGUGAUUCUUUCCUCCCUGUGUCUUUUGUUGGAUUUUGGAUUUUACCUCUUGUGUUUUUUGCCUUGGGAAUUUUUCUGUUGGACAUUCUAAGUAAGUUUUUGUGCCUUUUUAAUUAGUUCAUUUUGAAAUAAGUCAUUUUGGUUCUGCACUUGGGUCCUUCCCCUUUUUGUUUAACUCCAAACUGUGAGAGAAGUUUAGUGUUUCUGAGCAAAAGGCCUUGGCUAACUUCAAAUGAUGUAAGUUGCACGUACGGCACUUUAUAUCAAAAUCUUUCCACAUGCUUAAUCGCCUACAUUUGCUUUCGUAUUGUGCAGAGAAAUAGCUGUGUUUUAUUACAAAUCUCAUAUGUUUGCUUAAGAUUUGAGAACUUCUUAAAAACUAGAUGCAGAUCCUCCUCUGUCAGGAAAAAUUAUAGUACUUAAAUGCUUUCAGUGCAUCCUAUUUGACCAUGUAUUGCAGGUUAUUGGCUUUAGGAGUGGAUUAAUCCAUGUGACGCACAAAGCCAAAAAAGCACUCUGGCUUUAAUAUGGUUACUUAGAGGGAUUACUCAUAAAAUAUACAAAUCCUAGCAUGUAUUUUGUAAGGUUGAACAAAGUCCCCGGGGGACAUUCAGCUCUGUAGAGGAGGAACAUUUGAUGAUUGGUGUGAACAUUUUGCAGAUCUUGUCCCUAAAGUUGGAAAACUGGUGCAACAGACUUUAUCCUUUUAAAGGAGUAUUGCCACAGUAUUUUGUGUCAUGCAAUGUCAAGAAACGUCCGUGAGUCUUAAUAGAUUAAAGGACAGUUUACAUGAAAGCUUUUACUCUUAUGAGAUUUUAACAUAAUUGCUUCAGCAUUUUAUAUUCUAUGUGAAAAAAGAUGAAAAUUUUUCAUCCAGUAAUCUCACCUUAUGUUCCAAACUCAUCAUUUUUCAAUAAGUUAAGAGGUACUUUAUGAAACUUGCUGUACGGCUGUUCAUCUUAGGUGACGAUAAAAGCUGUCUGCACCAGUCAAGCGGGCAGGCGGGCGGCAGCAUCAGCAAUGACAAAUACUCCUGCAUGGAAGUGACAGGGCGGCGUGUGUUUUCCAGCUGCUUGUGCAUAAAUCACUGAAGGUUUCCUCGCUCUGCUUUGUCGUAGGGGUCUUGUACGUUUUGAUGGAUUUUCUGUGUUUGUCAAAGAUGCCUUUUGUUGUUUAUGUCUGCUUCUCUUUGGCCUGGAUUUUUUUUUUAGCACAUAACACAUCUGUUUACUGUGAGAUCUAAUAUUAGAGAUGAGAAAGAUAAAUAGAAAUCUGCCUGUCAAUGAAGGGCCUCUAAACCUCUUGUUUAUGAGUCUUUCAAGCGUCUUUUCCUGGUUAACCAUGCCCAACUUCCGACAUUAUUCACACACAGUUAAUCCAAGAAGUCAAUAUAAAUUAAUGGGAAAGCCCCCUUUUUUCCGCCUUGUUGCAUUUGACUGGCGUAUUAAUAUUUGAGUGAAUGUUUUGCAGUCACAGCUGUGGAUUUUACUGUGGCUGUUAAACAAGGCUGAACCAGGCAGAGCAGAAGACCUGAGCUACCUGUUUUAUAACUGCCAAGUGGUGAUGACAUUUAUUGGACUGAUGGACUCAGCGGAGCGAUCAGAGCAGAAUAACCUUUAGUAACUCUUUGCCACUUGAAUAGACGGGUCUUUUAACAGCCAUACAGGUAAGAACCGAGACUCAGAUAUGGAAAAAAAUAACACCCUCCGAGAAGCGUAUCCGGGUCUCCCACUGAGUUUGACUUCCUGCGUCUGAGGAGUCACUGAAGCUGCAGAACUUCAAUUAUUGGAUAAAAAGAAUGACUGAUCAUUAAGCCCAGGUCUAAUGAGCUCUUAAAUGACCUGUUACAUAAUAACUUCUGCUUAAUCGACUUCAGAGUGAACAUUUAUAAUCUGAAAUCAAUUUCUGCCCCAUAGUAUAUUGCAUUGCAUUUUAAUGUCUCAUCAUUCAUCAGACCACAUCAUUAUUCAACAAAAUCGGGUUGUUACCUAACUUAAACUCGUUACACAAUCCAUUAUUGGAUCCGUUCAUAACUUGUGUUCACACUUUUGCAGACAUGUCACCUAUAACUGAAAUCCUAGAGGUGAAAUAGUUCAUUUUCUCCAAGGCAAAGCACCACAAAGUGCUGUCUGCAUCUGUAUCUAAUUUUGCCCAUGCUGCCCGAAGUUCACAUUACAACCAUCUGCUUAAACAGCAGUUCAUUCAAAAUUAGCUUUGGUAUCAAACUGUGCUGGAACUGACAGUUUUGGCAACAUGCAAGAUAUCCAAAACAGCUUCUAAUUUCCAUGUAGUUCAAAACACAUCUCCUUACUACAUGAAUGGCAUAGUUUUUUUGGUUUAAGUAGGUUUUUUUUUUUAAGAAGAGGCUCAAGACUCACCUUUUAAACCAGGCUUUUCACUGAUAGCCUUGUCUUAUUUCUCUUAUUGCUACUGUUCAUUUCAAUCGAAGUUCUUUAUGUUUGUUUUAUGUAUUUUUUAUUAAUUAUCUCUGUUCUUAGUCUUUUUGUGAAUUCCCUCCAAUGAGGUUUUCACUUCUUUUACCCCUUUUACACGGUAAAGAGCUCUUACUUACUUGUUCAUUCUAUAUUCUUGUCUUAGUCAAUCAGGUUUUACUUUUUCUUUUUAACAUUUUUAUCUUUUUAUCUCCAGUGUUUCCCAAAGGCAGCUCUUUCAUCACGCAAUGUCUCGGUGUCAAGCCAUGUCUCUUUGACAGUAUAUCUUAAAUGCUCAUUCUGUGUGUGUAUGUGUGGGUGAGUGAGGGUGUGGGGGGGGGGGGUGUCUGUGUGUGUGGGUCUAUAGGUGUGUGUGGGUGGAAGGGUCGGGUUUAUUGUUGUUUUUAGCUUCUGUGAGGCACUUUGAACUACAUUUUUGUCUGAAAAGUGCCAUAUUGAUAAAGUCAAAGUCAACUUUAUUGUCAAAUAUACUAUACAUGUUAAACAUACAGCACAGAUGAAAUUUCAGUCCUCUCAGACCCACGGUGCAGAACAAUAAACUAUAAGAAUAAAACUAUAAAAGUGUAAAUAUAGAAUAAACAACGAAGCAAAACAAAAGACUACCUUAAAUACUCAUAUCAAUUUACAAAAUAAAGAUAACAAUAUAAACAGCAUAACAGUAUAAACAGUGUACAGUAUAAAUGCAGGUUUGUAUGUCAUGGUGUUUACACUUUAUGGUGAAAGUCUGACUGGAGAGCUAAAUGUGUAACAGUGGGUGAUCUCUAAACAAGCUGGAGAGCACAGAGGUAAAAUGUUUGUUUUAUGACCAGAUAAACUGUCACAUUAGGACGUUGUUCCAGAGUGAGCAGGCAGGUCAGACUAAAUUGUGAAAAAGCCAUUAAGUGAGCAGUCCUGGAGUCAUAGUGAGUAAUCGGGUAUUUGCUUGCAGUCUGAGAAACUCCCCAGAUUUACAUUUCAUUUGAAGCAGCAGCUCCAGAGGGGAGUUGCUGUUCCCUCUGUGUUUUCUGAAUGUGUCUGUUUUGCUCUUUUAACUGAGAAUUGAAGAUAACUGGGUUUGCGUCGUUUACAAAAAAAUGACCUCAUCCCUGUUAACGACAAAAUAAAAAUGCAGAAAACACCCCAAAAUAGGCCGGGCCUUCCUGCCCCACGGUUGGGUUGGGUUGGGCCUGGCUACCGUACUAUUUGCUGAGUAAAUAUUCCUCUGUCUGUGGUCGGGUUUGUCUGAAGCAAACAACAUCCCCACCAGAGAGGAUGUGAGUAUGGAAAGUGUGGUGUAGAAACAUCAGCAAUGUUGAGGUUUUACAGUAUAUGGAGACUAUACAGGUCUUUUUCUGUCUGUUUUCAUCAAUACAUGCUGCAAGACAGUGUUUCUAAAGUCUGUAUCACCCACACAUGAUUCACUCCCUCGAACCACCGCAAUGUGCAUGACUAAAAGAUCUGUAUGUACUUAGGAAUAUUCUCUGAGAACCUUUUCAUCCCAAGACACUGAAGCUGCACAGAUUCUCUUGCUUACUACCACAUCAAACAACUCUUCCACUCCCUUAUUCCCUCCCUUCAGAGCAUGUCUGUCCCAUCUUUACGACCCCCCCUUAAAAAUGCACUUCAUCUGAGGCCUCAGGUAGGGUUUCCACUUCCUGGUUGUCACAGUUAUUCAGCGUGGCUCAUUAAAGACCACUCGCUCUCAGCAGGAAGGAAGCUGACUCUCCUCAGAUCCUGUUCAUGUGCGUGGGUCCUCGAUAUUGAAGCUGUCACCCAUGCACAUCUUGUCCGCAUUAACAUUAACCCAGAUAGGGGGCACUCUAAUGACUGUCAGAUGCUGCCGUGUGGCGCUGAUGCGUGGGCUGUUAAUCAAGUGAGAAGUCACUGAGUACAUAAAGGACCGACCUGCUGCUGGUUUCGCUGUAAUCCUUUUUUAAAGUCCUAAUUAGAAAACCUGGCAGAGUAAGUUCACUAAACUCUUGAGACUUGUCCAUCCAAAGAUAGUCAUUUAGUCUCAGAAGUUAUAAUCAGAAUACACCACUCUGGAUUUGCUUUCUGAUCAGUCUGUCCUUUUAUUCCACAGGGAGCCAUUUUUUUACCCGGAAACAAAGUUUCAGAGCAUCCGACAAACGGAGAUGAUGGGGGGAAAUUUCUCUUCGAGGUCAUUCCAGGUAAGAUGAUAGAAACUGACAAUUUACUCUUGUCCGAGGAGAAAAAAAAUGACAUUCAGCAGGUUUCAUACUUUGCUGAAACUACUAAAGGUGUUGAGAGAUGAAAUCAAGGUUGUGUUUUGCGUCUUAAAGACAAAAAAAUAAUAUAUUGGGCUGUUUGUAUAGGGUAGGCUUAGAUCAUCGGAGGGAGAGUGUCAACAGGAAAUGUCAUAGGAAAGAGAGCAAAGAGGAAAAUCCGUGAUUAAUGUUUCAUUCAUUCAUUCUGCUUCUAGCUUGCAAAUUAUUAUUCAUCCACUACAGGGAACCUUUGUCUUAGGACCUUAAGGGAUAUUCCGGCGUAAAGUUAAGUUAUGGUCAAACACAGCGUGACACCAAGUUAGACACCUCGUUGAAAAUGUUGCUGAAUGACCGAAUGUUGCCGACUGCUUGCUUUUCUCGUUAUACUAACUUCAGUAAUGACCGCAGGAUAGCAAUACACAGCAGUCUAAGGAGACACGCUCAAACCUCAACCAAAACGCCACAAAUAAUGCUCAGAACAGCACCUAACUUCAUCAACAGUACAUAUAGGGUCCCAGCCAUAGUACUAGCCACCAAACAUCUUUUUAACUUUGCCUAAUUUCUUUAGCAAAGAGACUAAACACAACUCACCUACUCUCUUCCAGUGACUGCUUGUUUGUAGCAAGAGCUCAGGCCAGUUCAUUACGGACUACAGCGGGGUGACGCAGCUCAAGGAACAACAUUAAUGAUCAUUUCUUUAUCAUUUCCUUAAAGUAAUAAUCGCCAUAUUAAUCAUUUUGCACUGCAGACACGGUAGUUCUUCUGCCUUAGCGUCUCGGUCUGAUUGCAUUUCCAUGAAGAAAUGAUCAUAAAUGUUCUUUCUUGAGCUGCGUCACCCCGCAGCAGUCUGUAAUGGACUGGCCCGAGGUCUCGCUACAGAUAAGCGGCUGCUGGAAGAGAGUGGGUGAGUUGUGUUUAGUCUCUUUGCUAAAGAAAUCAGGCAAAGCUAAAGAGAUGUUUGGUGGCUAGUGCUAUGACUGGGAUCCUAUAUGCACUGUUGAUGAAGUUAGGUGCUGUUCUGAGCUUUAUUUGUGGUUAUAAAGUGGCUGUUGUAUUGAGCCCGUGGCUCUGUGUUUUGCUAGCGUGCGGUCGUGACUAAAGUUGGUAUAACUAGAGAAGCAAGCGGUCGGCAACAUUCAUCUCUCAAGGGGAUGUCAAAUUCGGUGUUUGACUCACUUAAUUUUACGUCGGAAUAUCCCUUUAAAAUGACACUUCCUUCUCUUUCAAGGAGUAAUCUAGCUCUUUAUUUAGGUAAAUCACAGGAGGAUUCAUCGAUAAUACAGAGCCACUUUCAUCGUGACACUGCAGGUAUUAGCAUCUCUGCUAUGACUCUAUUUUCAAGACCAGAGACUGCUUCUUGGUGCCGCUAACACAUGUUGAAUCCAUGCUAUAUCAAUUACUAUACUAAUGAUCACAUAAAAACAGUAAAAACAUCUGAAAACGCAUAAAAACCUGCAUCCCAAUGUGUCAAACCAUCGCUUUAGUUUAGCUUUCUGGAGCUUGGCUUAGAAAAAGACUCAAACCACUGACCACUCUCAUACAAAAACUUUAACACAGACAUAUACAUAGACACCAGAGGACUGUAUAAAAACACAGCCGAGUACAACAUAAAAUAAUCUUGGGGUAUUUUCCUGAGCCAGGAAUCUGAGCAUGUGGAAUAUGUAUUAAAAAACAGAAUUGCACUCACGGGACGGAGAAGCAGCUAGUAAAAGAAACAGUAGCAGAGCAUCAACACCAGCUGAUCAACAGAGAAGUCAAAACCCCGAGAGAAAUGCCAGGAAGUGUGCAGAAAGUUUAUUUUUCUUGGUCUUCUCCCUUGUGUGUGUAAACUGAAAAUUCGACUUUUCUCAGAUGAUUUGUUACAACUCAUGUCCAUCCAAAUAUUAGUCAGCGAAAAGGUCGAUCAGAGGCUGGAUAGGCCUGAGUUGAAUUUAAUGAGUGAUCUGAGUAGCUGGCUGGAGCUGACAGAUGUUAAGUCAAGGUGCUGUUUUACAGAUUGCCUUAUUUUUGUGGUGUGAUAACGGCAAGGCUGGUAAUAGUUAUAAUAAGUAGUAAUAUGUUUGAAAGGGGUGUUUAUGCUCUAAAGGGAGUACAGAAACACAAGCCUCUGCCUCAUUGUUCCACCUGCUAGUCCCACCGCUUCCUGAGGUAUAAAUCACACUUGCACGGUGUUGGUUUUCUACACUUACAGACAUCAUCUAUUUCUCUAUACAUCUAUAAUUUUUAAGACAUAUUGUUGCAUAUCACUGUUUGUGGUGUCAGGCAGAUUUUCAAUUUCCUCCGUGAGACUCAGUGUUUUCCAGGCGAAGCUACAAACAGUUUUUAUUCUGUCCAGACUGCAUUAUGAGGGAAAAACACAUUUAAAAUCCAGUGACUCCAUUUUCUCCAUCUGCAAUAACAGUCACAACAGAAUAUCCACAUAAAACCAGCUGCUGUUCCCAGGGUCUUGAGCCUCCCAGCUAACUUAUGUGCUUAAACAUCUGCUUCAUGGUGAUUAGUGUACAUAUUGCCACUUCAAAUAAUGACAGCUAAAAUAAUCCACAUGGCUCACUUUAAAGAAGGCCAUCUGUUGGAGUUGUUAUCAGACUGUUUCUUCUUUCUUUGAAGCAUAACGAACUACAGUUUAACACGAGUACAGCUUAUUAAUAUUGGACAUAUUGGACAUUAUCUGUUUUCCCUGUCAGUAAUACCAGAGUAAUAAUCAGGAUAGUUCUUGUAAGGAUAGAGUGCAGCGAGGGAAAAAAGUUAUUUAAGUACAAAUAGAUUUUAAAACCAUAAUAAUUACCCUAUAACCAAUUCACACCUCAGCAGCAGAGGCAAUUUAUCUCUUCUCUUCUCCCUGCUGCAUUAUAAAUGUGAGAGGCAUAAAAAAUAUAAGUCAUCAUUAAGGAAUAAAUGAGGAAAAAUGUUUCCCUUAAAGCUUGUAUCCUAAAAAAGUUUUUAAUGUGCCUAAGUUUAAAAAUCAGGGGCUGUUACUCUGAGGAUGUCCGCAGUAAUUAAUGGCUUCACCUUCAUAUUCCUGUUCCUUUUCUCUCUUUUCUAAAGAACAAGGUCAUCAUUGACUAAUGAGGCUUUCUUUACUGUCUUUGUAUUGGUUUAGUUUGAAGGGGGGUGUUCUAGUUUGAUUCAAAUCCUCUUGUACAAAACCCAACUUAUACAAAAGAUAUGGUCAAUGUGAGCCAGAAACUCUAGAACCUCACUCACUCAAAGUUAGUUUUGCCUUUUAAAGCUUACGAUAUUUUUCUCUCACUGCCAUCAAAGCAAGAUAUGUGACUGUGAACCCCUGUGCCCACAACGUAUAUUUAUAGCGCUACAGGGGUAUUUCCUAAAGCAUAUGCUAACAGUAACGGAGAAAGAAAGAGGUCACAAAGUCAGUGAACUCACUCAGAGAGAACAGCACCCUCUGGUGACGGGCUGCAGUAUAUGUCAUAAAUCCCGCCUCCGCCAGCAAAGCUUAUGGAGCUGUGGACAAACUUUUGAAAUUUAUUACACAGAACAUAAUUUUUUUCUCCCCUGCUUGUGAUGUUGACAUUUAGUUAUUGUAAGACUGGUUUGUGCUCAAGUCCUCUUUUUUAUGUGAAGCUCCGUUUUUAAAUGUUAUUUGGGGGUUCGUGUUUUCUAUGAUUGACACUCGAUACAGCCUAUGGGCGUACAAAGAUUGCGUAGCUUACCCGGGGAUACGCUGUUUGACCAAGUGUCAUCACAGCGACUCUCGGCGACUCUCUUGGCGAAGUGCGUACAACGCUACUGAGCAAUGUUGGUUUCAGGAGGUGGAGAAAAAUUGUGGAAAUACCAAAAGCCUUCUGGCUUUGAAUCUGUAUACUGGUGGAAUGCAGAACCAAGUUGUCCAUAGUAUAUGCAGUCUAUGUGCCCAACACUACAGUAUAAGUUUCUCGCAUUUAUUUAAAAUGUCGACAUAAUCUGCUCAGGAUAGGAUGAGAUUUGUGCCAAAAGAACCUUCGAUGCCUAGGAGCCACGAAGCCACCAAUCAAGUUUUCUUGUGUGAUCAGUAUGCUGUUUUUAGAGAACAAUUUACGGUAUCAAAACUGGACCUAUUUUCUACACAACCAAUGCAGCUCAGUGUUUUUUUAACCCAUAGACACCCCCAUUGUCAGCUGUUUUUUAAGCUGUUCUCACAAAGUCUUCAGGCCAGUUGAAACUGUUCAAAUUUGUGAACCUUUCCUCUCUCUUUAAUGUCAUUUUUUGAUCAUUGACCAAGAAGGGGAAUGAAAUCUGAUAACAAUUUUGUCAGCAACAUUGGCAUCAGUCUGUACACUAGUUUAUUGAUAAUGCAAUUUUCAAAACCACCUGUUUUUUUUACACGGUCUUCGAAAAAGUCCCUCUGAAUUGAAGCAAAUAUGAAGCAAACAAAGCGAUUAAGAAUAGACCUAAUGGUCUCUGGUGAGGGAAGCAGAAGCGGCACAGGACACUUUUGUAACCUACAGUGAAAGUUGGAGAAAAGCACCUCAGGUUUAGUGUCCUGUCCUUAGUGUCCACUCGCUGCUAGUGCAGUAAAUGCAGCGAGUGGACAUAGGCCCUGAGAGGUCGAUCAAAAAAUAUGAACCAACAGCCUGAGUUCAAAAAAUGAGAAAAAUUAGUAACAAAAAUCUAGACAACUACAGAAUUCUUAUGAUUACAUACUAGCGUUUUUUUUUUUCAUAUACUGUGCAUGGACAGCUAUGUAAAAAUGACAUGUAACCCAAUUUUCUCAGUCUUAUUGCAACAUUGAGAUAUUGUUCGCAUUUGAUCACUGUGCUCAAAUCUCUUUAAUAGUCUUGCAUCUGAGAUUUCAAAGUGGCACCAAUCCUCUAAUUUAACUCUAAAAUUAAAACUAAUGAGUAUAUUUCCAAGAAAACCAUGUUAUAUAAGCAUUAAAAGAAGCUUGUUCAUGAAUAUCUCUCUGGUUUCACGAGUUGGCUCACAUUUAUAUGACCACUUUGUCCAUAUAAAAUUUCUUCCUUCACAUCAAACUUUGUGUUUAUUAUGACUUUGCCUCAGUUGCAUUCAAAUUAGUCACACAGGCCCAAACAUGGGGAUUAAAGCAGCGACUGCCCGCAUGUUCACUACAAAGUCCUCGUGGGGUUUUUUAAGUACAUCACGACUCAACAGACUUGAUGUCUCAUCGGCCCUUAAAGUACCACUAUUACUACCAAACUGUUUUCCUCAUUCUGCUGCAUCCACUGCUACACCCUCAUAAUGAUGGAAAACAAGAAGAUUUCUUGUUAUGAAACAGCAAAUAAAGACGUCUCACAGAGGCAGAGGGAGCAAAUGAAAGGAAAGCGCGACGCAUUUAUUCCACUGGUCUGAGCGGAGCCCCGCAGUUUGAAUGUAACACACGGACAGUCGUUGGCAGACGGACAGACGGGAAGUGAUAGAGGGGGGUCAGAGCUGUACAGAGAUGUCCGUUGUCUUAGGAGGGCGGUGGUGAGGUUUGGACAUGAGCAACAUCAGGACAUCUGUAAGGGGAGGGAUUAACACUCAACUUUGUGUUUUAGAGCCAAAUCAACAAGUUAACAUCUACCUGAGUAACUUAAAGUCUUAAAAGUUUAUAAAACAGCUUUCAUUGAAACCACAGCUGCGUAUUUUUGUAACCAGCGUUAGCAGUGAUGUGUGGUGGUUAUUAACUACUGCAGCUGACUUUUGGCAACUGUUGGUGUCGAGCAUUUAGUCCGCAGUUGUCUAUCUUCAGCUACUUGGGAUAUAUAAUAAGGCCGUACACAGCCAUCAUUCAGCACUUUAUUUAUAGCUUUGGAACAAAUACAGCUAUCUCAGCUUACAUUGCAUGGGUCCACUAAUUGCUAAAUAUAGCAGAGAGUUUAGCUUCUUUCCACACAGUGACAUAUUGAAAUUAAUAUUUCCCAUCGGUAACACAUCUGCCUCCUCUUCUAAACUUGGAUCAGAAACUCAAACAUGUUUUUUUUAUGGCUGAAAAACAGCUAAUUUUCAUAUGUAAUAGAGUGCUUUGGUAACACUUUACAAUAACCAUAAUUGAUAAAUGGUAAAUAGAUAGUUUAUUAAUGUUUAAUCAUCAUUUAAAAACAGCAUAUAGACCAAUUAUAAAAGGCAAAUAGUUUAUUAAUGUAAGUUGAUAGUUAUUUUACCUUUAACAAGCAAUAAAAUUAUGAUUAUAAAUGGACUGUUUAUUAAAGGUUUAUAUAGGGUUUAAAUAUUGGUUGUAAAACAUCUAGAUUAAAGUGUGUCAGCAGCACUUUGUAAAUGGUUAAUAUUUGGUUUUUAAACCAUCUAUAAAUGUUACUUCGAUGGUGAUUGUAAAGUUGCAACUGAUGUUUGUAAUACUUUGAGAAUGAUUGAUAAGUGUUUUAUAAACCACCUAUAAACAUUACUAAGAUGGUUAUUGUCAAGUUUGGGUCAGGGUUAGGUUUUUAAAAUUGUAAAAUUUACUAUUUAUUGAUGGUCUAUAUGCUAUUUAUGAAUGAUGAUGAACAUGAAUAAACUAUCUGCUUACCAUUCAUAAAUGGUCUAUUUACCAUUUAUGAGUUAUGGUUAUUGUAAAGUGUCACCAGUGCUUUUUUUCUGUAGUUUUCUGUGGGGAUGGGGUCUAUUUCCAGCCAGUAUGAAACUCAGACACACACUCUCACCUGUGCAUCUUCUCUGUAAUAGUAAAAUCACUUCUUCUUGCUUUAAUUUCAUAGUGAUUGGCUGUUUAGUUGUUAGUUUAUUCAUGCUCGUCGUGGCUGUCAGCAGCAUUGGGGCUCCUUGGUCCCCCUUGUCUGAAAAGCAAAAUGAGGUCUUCUGAUCCUCACAAACGAUAAUUAUCACUCCAGUUCUUGUGGGUGAUUGACUCAACUCAACCUUGAUGUCAUAUUUUGCCGCUUCGAGACGAGUCUUCAAAGGCUUUAAGCUUUCUUAGAAAGUUUCUCUCAGCGUCUGUAAAAUUUUCAGAAUAGCUGAGAAAAUUCUCUGCACCUCUCCUACAAGCUCUGAUGUUUUUUCCUGUUCCUCUUUCUUGCUCUUCUCUUCUUUUGUUUCUUUGUCUCUUUCACAUCUGUGUGCUACACCUGCAGAAAGAGUCACUGAUGUAGAAAGAGGGGGGAUUUUUCAAGCACCACAUGGCUUACAAUAUUUAGACUAGAAUCAUGGCCCUUAUUUCUCACUGUCUGACACAGACACAGGUACAGACACAAUGGGGCUUUUGUUUUGCUCACCAAAACUGAUACUUCACGCGUUGGUGGCGUUGUCUUUCAUCAUAUUGACACGUUACAACAUGAAGAGGCACACAUCGGCCUGAGCCAAAGGGAGUAAUAUGCAUCAAUCAAAAUACAAGCCUCUGGUACAGAUGUUUGUGUAAUCCAUGUAAAUUUUAAGCUACGCGUCAAGAUCACAACAGACACUUUUCAUGCAGAUAUAUUUUGGUGUACCUGCAAACUUCUCUAAAUUCUGGUGCUUGCUGAGGGAUCACAGAGAAAGUAGCUUCUUAAGAGUAUCUCUUACACACAGGCGGCUCUGACAGAAUGAAGCCCGCAUUUCUCUCUGUCCAUAUAUCUGGAGUACACAUCAGAACAUCCCGCCGCUUAGGAUUAGUGCGCAGUUUUAUCUGAUGUUGUUGAAUCCUUGCAGGAAUGUCAGCCAUGAUCCCACUACAUCUGUUUGAUAUAUGCUUUUCUUUGCGUGAGGGAUUCAGGUUUUCAGACUGCGAUAACGCGAGAGAGCCGAGUUAUGAAUGUUGUCAAAAUGGCACAGACUUGGUUGCACAAAUACCUGUAGCUAAAUGUCACUCCCCGUGGUCCGACUGUGAUUAAUCAUCCCAUUGGUUUAAAAAAAGAAAAAAACACAGGAAACACUCCCCGCUGUGUUCGUGAUGGAGAAACAGUGUGCUCCUCUUUCCCCAGGCCCUAAUAAACACAGGGCUCUGGCUCUAGUCUGAGUUCAGUAUGUCACUCUCUCCCCCUUUUCUUUGCCUCCAGCUUGGUCUUUUCCACCCUUCCUCUCUCUUUUUAUCUGGCUGGUAGCCGGGUUAGGGUUACCGGUCUGGACACAGCAAGCCUCCAGCAAACAGCUGAAUUAUGGGAAUAUUUUCCCGCUCACCCCCAGAGGACACCAUGCUUUCAUUCAUUUGAAGACCUCAGGAUCAUGUUGCCAAGAGCAGGUGGACUGCCUGGAGCAUGAAUGCUGUUUACAGAAGAAAGCCUGAGUCUAUUUAUUACACACCUGAAGGGAAGAAGAAAAGUUGCCUCAGCAGAGAUCAGAUGUGGAUUCAGCUUAUUUUAAAAGAGGAGUAUUAUGGUUAGGCAUUUUCUAAUUUUAAGUGUGAGUGCUGCAGUAGAGUUAGUGACUAAAGAGAGCCGCAGAUCUCCUGUCGUAAUAAAGCAGACAGUGCCAUCAUGUGGUGAAGGAGGUUAGUACAGCGCUGGGAAAAACAAAGAGGCUCCUCAAUGUAAGAAUAACUUUAUUUUUAUUUUAUCCCUGAAGGGAAAUAAAAAUUAAAAAUAAAAUAAAAUAAAUAAAAAAUAAUAUAAAAAAUACAGAGUAAAUAUUAUAUGAAUUAUGUCUAAUAAAAUUAUGUCUAAUAAAAAAUAAUAAUAAAAUAAAUAAAAAAUCAUAUAAAAAAACAAAAAUUAUAGGAAUCAUGUCAGGAGUUAAGAGGAGUUUUUGACCAGUUAUGAAACAAUUAGGAAAUAGAAAAAGACGACCAAGUGACCAUGCUAGACGCCAAUCAAGAGACGCUGCUUUUUUUAAUAGUCAGAUGCACUUGACCCCUAAAAAAUUCUAACAAGAGGUUUCUCAGCUGUUUUUUUUAAUAGUAUUAGGUGUCCUUAAUAACAUAGAAAAAGUUUACAGAAGUUUGACCACUAAAAAGGUGCCAUUUUCAAGAUAGUAUCCAUGAUGGGUAGGAAGCCCGGGGGAGACACCCAAGGAGAAUAGGGUAAAAUUUUGAACUAACAGAUAUCACCAUGAAACUUCCCGAGUCUAUAACUUACAUUAAUAAGUUAAUAUGAAUAUAAGUUUUGUCAAAUUUUAUGUUUGAAUAUGUAAAUGAGGCGAUAUCUAAUUAAAUAUGCACUAAUUUGCAUACAUUUCCAGAAACCAAAAACUGAACAACAGAUAAAGCCCCUUUCAAAAAUUCUUGUUAUAUUUUGUUGACAUACUAGAGUCAGAAAAAGGGGAGGAGGGGACUUUAGAUAUCUCUUUUUAUCACUCUGUAAAUGAGAAAAUAUUUUCACCAGCCCUAAAAAUGUUCUUUUUCCAGGUCUUUAAAAUGACCAUUACUCCUUUGUAUUCCUUCUAGACCAGGAAUACUGGUGCCUGAUACAUGUUUUGACUGUGUAAUGUUCAUGUAAUAUGCAAAGACACCAGAAGCAACCUGAUUUAAAUAUUUAAUGUUGAUAGUCGUAAUGCGUGAAAGAGCAGCAGGGGUUAUGUGUUUGACAACUCAAUACACAGAAAACUGAUUUGUUGAUACAUGUUCAACAAAUCGAGUGUUCGGGGAAGCAAGAUGGAGUUUCAAGUCAGAAAAUAUGACCUUCAGACUUACAAAACAAGAUCCGCAGAGAAACCAAAGCCCCUACUUUGUCCAUAGUGGAUAGCAAUUGUUUCAUCAGUAUAACUUCUCCAUCACAAUAAGUCCAUGUUACGUUGCAUUUCUCUCUAGUUUACUCUCGCCUGUGGAAGCGUUUCAUGAGUUUUACAUGUAAAUAAGUUUGUGUCACUUUAUUUCUGAUGUGGUGAAUCAAUGAUUAAAUCUCCAUCAAAGUCAUGUGGCUGUUUAUGUGACAGAUGCAUGAUGGGUAACCGCAGGUCGGCUGCCUCUGUGACCUUUACUGUGAUUUAUGAGUGGCGCAUGUCACAGAGGUGAAUGUCUUAUUAACAGUGUGUGACUUGUGUGAUUGAUUUAUGAUGAUGAGAGCAGGUAGGCGAGGCAGAGCCGGAGUAAACAGACUCAGCUGUCAUUAAAUGAUUAGUUCAGGAAUGUGCUCGCUUUGCUUAACUUUAUUGUUGGACUUCUUAUUAAACAGUAACGAAGGAUCCCCCAUUGGAGAGUGGUGACAGACAUGCAACUAUAAGACCGACCUUCCUGCUCACUUAUAAUCCUGUAUUUAAGCUCUUAAAGUUGAUGAUGGCAUGAUGGAUGGAUGAGUUUAAUAAAAGAAAAGCCUAACCCAGCAGGGAGCCGUGUUAAUAACCUAAACAAUUCAACCGCUUUUUGGUUGAUGGUCAUAAAUGUGGCCAACUGAGAGAGCUACCCUAGUGUUUUAAGGUUUAAGACGCCCCAGUGGAGUUAUUGAGAAAACAUAUCAAUCUGUGGUGUUGACAUUUAAGCCUCAGGAUGUAUAGAGGUGCCUUUCAAAUUGGCCCCAUGUCUCAUUAGUCAUGAAUAACUUCUGUUGGCUGUACAUGUGUGUAUAAACAAAGGUUCAGUGACUGCUGCUUCGGCUUCAGUCUUACUGUAAUUAUGUUGGUUUCAGGGGGUUGUUAAAUCACUACACUCCAUUCUUUAUAAUCUCGAGUCAUCUGAAGCUCUACUUUGCACACAUGAUAAUGGUGUUUAUUGAGUGUCUGGAAGCCUGUGGACUAUUUUGAUCCCAUAACAAGCUCAGAGCACCACUCAUAACUCUACUUUAGUAUGGGAUCCAAACAGACACAACUGGUGUUAUACUUUUUGACCUUCUCUCCCUGCAUAUUUGUCCAGAUGUAAGCUACUGUUUCUGCUGGAUGUGUCAUGAUUUAUCAUUAAUCACUCCUUAUGCAGAGGUAAAAUGUAUUUAACUUUCUUUUAACAGUAUUUCUAAAUGGACUGGUCAACAGCAUACCACAGAAAUAGCCUUUGUUAAAAUUUUCGAUUGUAAAGACUUAAAGUGACGUAUUCCUCUGCUAAGACACAGCAUAAUGAGGGUUUGAUGUUGAAAGAGCACUACUUUAAGGGUAGAGUAAGAAUCUUGUUGAUACUGAUCUCUGGGUGCAAAAUACAGUGAGUCUCUGGGCAGAGCCGGCCCAAGCCUCAAUGCAGCCCAAAGCAAAAUUUGAUUUUGGGGCCCUCUGUUUCUGCCAAUAAUAUUGAUUAUUGAUCAUUCACACUCCUUCACAAAUCUCUUAUAUUAACACUUCAUGACAUGCAAACAUACCUUUAUCUUGGCAUUUUUUUCUCUUCUUCGUCUUUCUUUUCUCUGCUCCUGAAGGAUAUGUCCUUUUUUGCGACAUUGUUUUUCCCCCCACGACUACAUGCACUUUUUUAGUGCACAUUGCAUUGACAUAUGGGCAAUAAGAAUCAUAGACCUACAUGAGCAGCAGCACUAAAAUGUUUUUAAUUUAUUUUAUUUUACUUUUACAAUAAUUUGCAUUUGAUCAUACAGAAAGCAUCACUCAUACAUGCAAAAAAUAAAAAUAUAUAUUUUUUUGAUUGCUCUUGGGGGCUCCCUAUUGGCCACUGGGCUCUAAGCAGGUGCUUAGUUCGCUUAUGCCUUGGGCCGACUCUGUCUCUGGGAGUCUGACUCUUGAGACCCCUGGGAGCUAUAGCCAAAAUUUUAAGGGGUGUCUUGAUGAAAAUCUUUUGCCAUUAUCACUAGAAUUACAAUUUGGAGGCACAUUUUUCCAGUUCAUUAUUCAAAUAACAAAGAUUGUAUCAUUAAAUAAGAAUAUACAAAAAAAUGUAAUCUGGGUAGGCCUACAAAUGAUCCACAAACCAUGACCUAGUAUGGCCCCAACAUACAGCCAGAAAGCAGUGGACUUUUUCUGUGAGUUAAUCGCACUGUCUGGAAAAUAAGUCAAAGAAAAAGCGAAAAAGGUUUAUUGCCUUGUAGCUUUGGAUUCAUAUCUAAAAAAGCUGGAAUAACAAAGGCGGAGCAGAGACAACUGCAGCAGCAGCAGAGAGACAUGAACAAAAGUAAAGAUCAGCAACCCACCGGCCCACAAAACAAAUGGAUGAUAGGUGAGGGCGCAGAGUUUGGCUAAGAAUGGAAAGUUAGGCUGUUUAGUUUUUGGGAAAGGGAAGAAUAAUGAGAGGAGUCACUUUUUCACAAGGGGCACCAGAACUGACACAAAAUUAGAAUCUCUCUACAGGAGCUAUAAUUCACAAUAUACAUUAAUAUACAGUUUGAUAUUUCCUUCUAAGUGAUGCAUCUUGCAGCAGGUUGAACAUCAUGGUUAAAUACAGGUCAUUUGAUCAUGAGACCUAGUUCUACUCUUAAUCUGCCGAGUGUCUUCGUAGAUCUGUGCAUGAUGAUUUUAUGACUAUACAAAAUUAUUAGUCGAGAAAAUUGAGUGAUAGUCAAAUAUUGAUGUGGACAUGCACCUAUUAUCAAUACGGUGGGGGAAGUGGGGGUGCAAUAUGCAAAAGUAAAAAGAGCUGAAUCGUGUUAAGAUUUUAAAACAAAUAUUGAUUUAAAGAGAAAACAAAUCUUUCAAGUAGGCCAUUAUUUUCUGAGAGCCUGGUUUUGAUUGAAAAACAAAGCCCAAAUUUUAAGCCAAGCGUAGCCGUGAAAAAUUAAAAUCUCUGUGAAAUUAAAUUACCCCUUCAGCCAAAUUCCUCCCCCUACACCCACUUCACUAUUGUAGCUUGAAUUAAUGUUAUUCCAAAUACAAGUCUGAUCAAAUUAAUCUGCCAAACGGGAUAUAUACAGGCAGCUCUAUGUUUCAACGCUGUAUGUUUUGAUAUAUUGAUUUAAUUAGCAUUACAUGUAUAGUGCCCAGAAGACUUCUGAGGCAUCAUAAAUUCAGGGAGGCAACAGUAUCAGGGAGUGCAUUAAGAGAGAGCGCAGUAACUUGAUAUUAUGGAUCGAGCUAUGAAAAGAAAGAUGAUUGGCAAGAUUCAGUUUUACAUAUAAAAGUGUUUACUAUCCUCACUGGAGUGUCUGUUUUCAGUCUGUGGGACUCUGUCAGUGUCUCCUCUCAUGACAUUUUUAAAAGGUCACAAAGUGAACUUCUCUUCCCGCUCUCUGUCUCCUCGUUAGUGUGAGUGUGUUUGUGUGCAGCCGUGUUUACGCACACCCAUGUUUUCCCAGUGUGUGCAGAUAAAGUCAAUACCCCGCCGUCUUUGACAUGGCGACAUAUGGUCCUCUUGGAGGAGUUGUGGCUUGGCAAUCUGCUGCUGUUGACAUUUUUUAUCUGAGGCUUUAAGACUCACAUCUCAUGUUGUUGUUCUCUUGAUAUCUGAAUUUAUGACCAAUAGCAUGCAGUGUCACACAGGGGGGAAGAAGGUCUUCUCAGUCAGACACAUACUGUGGAUUUAUACAUCCUGGCAGCAUAGAAUGUGAAAAAGACUCCAGAGGCUUCAAAAAGGUUUAAUAUCAGCCAAGAGAGCGUGUUUAUUUUCUGUAUUGAAUUAUGUCAUCAUAUGAGGCAGUUUUAUGAUCCUUCUGAUACUGAGUCAAAAAACCAACAGUUUUCUCCUCAGUGCAAGAUUUAUUAUAGAAACUGUAGACCACCCACUGGCUUCAUUAGAGACAUUUUCACCAGGGAGGAUACCAGUGGGGGUGUUUGUGAAUGGGAAAGUUAAAUAAAUGCUCAGUUAGUUUUUAGGCUGACUGAUGUAAGUGGAUAUUUUGAAAAGCAUCAAUCAAAAUGUGUUUGUAUUUCAGUAAAAAUACUCCAUCUGUCUUUCAAACUACACACAUGUUUAAAGAUUUUUAAUAACCAAUGACAAUUGACUGAAAUUUAUAACAAUAUUCAAAAGCAAACAAAACAAAGAUCAAAAAGACUGAAUAUUUUUAUAUCCUUAUUUUUUUGUCUAAAACUUCUGUGAGAGGGAAGGUCCAAGCCUUGCAGCUGUAGACACAGCCCCAUUUUUACAAUUUCCACCUAUAUUAUUCACAGUUAAUGGCACAUUUGACUGUCAGAGUCAGCAGGAUGAGAUUUGUUGUCAUAAAUCACUACUGACACGUGUGGCUGACAGGAUAAGUAAGGACUACUUAGUCCACAGGGGGCGCCAACACUGUCACAAACCGAAAGUUCCUCACAGGAGCUUUAAUGCUGCAUUGUACUCGGAAGUCAGAAUUUCUGAGCUUUGAGUUGGAAAUUCAUCUGGAAAGCCCCCCAAUGUCAGAUUCCCAACUUGGAAAGUCGGACAAUCCUCUCCAACCACGACUUGACGACAACGUCAUUAUCCAAGAUGGCAGCGCAGUGCAUCAACAGUAGAGAGUAAAAGUAAAAGCUCUUGUAAUAUAUUAUUUAUUAGCACUUCUGUUUUGUUUUUGUGAAAUUAAAUAAGUGGUAUAUGUUGUGCUGCCCAACAUCUAACUGUGAACACAGAGCUAUGAUGUUUGUAAGAGUAAAAUACUGUGUUAUGAGUUGUUUACAACUGGUAAAACUAACAACAACUAACAAAAGCUGACAACCGCUAACAACAGCUGACAAUGGCUAACUGCAGCUGUCAGUUGUAAACAACAGCUAACAAUGGCUAACUGUAGGCGUCCAUCUUGGUUUUCUGACUUGUUAACUGGGAUGCCAUCAACAUAAGUGUAGCAUCAUUCUCAGCUCCGACAUCCAACUUCCGAGGUAACUGAAACGCAGCAUUAGUACCACUGCUUACAGGAUCUAUCUUAAUAACUAUGGCUGUUGUGCUGUGUUGGUAUCGUAUUUUGCAUGGUUAUUUGUGGUCCCCAGGGGAUGAUAAAGCUUUCACUUGUCUUUAUACGUGAUGACUAUAACAUGCACAGAAAUUCCCUUUAGUAUGGUCAGCUGUCGGUCUACAGUGUAGCCUCUCAGAGAUGCAAGCUUGACUUCAGAGUGAGUGUAGAUAUGUAUCUUAUCUCCAGGGUGACACAAAUCUGAUUUACAUGGAGACAGUGUGACACAGUUUUCAUUAUGAGAAGCUGCACUGCUUUUCAACAGCUAGCAAAGAAGUCCUCAUUUCAACAAUUAAUUUCAUCAAAUCAAAUUUAAAAAAUGAAAAAGCAAAAAUAAGAGUAAAAUUCCAACCUAUCACCACCCCUCUCGUUCAAUUGCCUCUGUCAUGGAGGCCAUUUAUCAGAGCAGGUUGUAGCUCAGAGUCCCACUGGUUAAAACCAGUGAAGACCGACACUCUCGGUCUAAAAUAGGCCCUCUGGGUCCUGUAAUGCUGGUCAAGUUAUUUGCAGGGCAGCGCGUCUGCUUCUCCAUAGUUGCCUCAGCAGAAGUUGGAGUUAAGACAAGAUAAUAGAAGCAGAGGAGGAUGAAUUUAAGAUAAGAUGCUCCCAACCCAGUUUCUGGAAAAUCACUCAGAGUCCCACAAGCUAGACUAUAGACAUCGCUCAUUUUGUCUUCGCAGAGGAGUGAAAUGCUGACAUUAACUGGGGAAACAACUGGAAGGUUUGAGAAAGAAAACCCAGAGGACAUAUUUUUUAUUCAGGAGGAACAUUUCAGAGUCUGAGAAAAUACCUCUGGCUGUUGUUACUGAGAUAUUUGGAAACUUCAACUUCAAGCCUGGAAAACACUUCUCGAGAUGAUGCUGAAGUGUCAAAUUAGUAUCACAUGUAGGCGAGGUUUCAUUGUUCUGUGUUUGUAGACACUGAAGGCAGUACAUUUUUGGGAACUUUGUGCUCAAAAUUUGCAGGCAACUCAAACGUCUUUUCAUUUAAAGACUCUGACAGGGUGCUUAGAAAGAAACUUUGGCUGACUGUCAAAAGGAUUUAAAAGUAAAAACACAGACUCCUGAAUGAAGGUUCGCAGGGGUAACAUCUUCUAAACCUCUCACAGAUCACUGAAAGUUUUGUGGUUUGGUAAUCCCGUGGCUCUGAAGAUCAGGGAAAGGUCACUGACCACGUCUCUCACAGGAGUGUCUGUGGGAGUGUGUCUGCCAGAGCUGCAGCAGGAAGCUGUUCUUCUAAUGAUCAGGUUUGUUCAAGGGGGCACUGGACUCUCUGACAAGGAUGCCUCCUGCCUGUGUGGGAUUUUCACAGACUGCUCAUUAAAGGCAGAAAGUCUGGAGAACGUUAACUUCAGAAACAGCAGGAGAAAAUCAGUUGUUGUUGAAAUGAUUGUCCGUACUGGGUGAUGUUUCCUAAGUGUUAUAAAACAUGCUAAGUGUGAUGACUGACAUCUCUCAGAGUGAAGUCAGGGUCUUUUAGAAACAGAAGACUAUUAUACUAUGCUAAAGCAGGAAAAACUGCCUCUAAAAGAGAAAUAAUUGGUUAGUAUGUUGUUCAAAAAGUUGUUGAUUUCAUAGACUUGGAUGAGAAGACUAUCAGCUUUUACGUUAGUCUUAAAGGGAUAUUCUGGUGUAAAAUUAAUUUAGGAUCAAACACACCAUAACACUUACACCCCUAUGAGAGAUGACUGUUGCCGACCGCUUGCUUCUGUAGUUAUACCAACUUUAGUAACGACCGCACGAUAGCAAUACACAGUGAUCUCAGGAGCCAUAAACAAAACUCAACCAAAAGGCCACUCUAUAGCCACAAAUAAUGCUCAGAACAGCACCUAACUUCAUCAACAGUACAUAUAGGGUCCCAGCCAUAGUACGAGUGACCAAACAUCUUUUUAACUUUGCCUAACUUCUUGAGCAAAGAGACUAAACACAACUCACCUACUCUCUUCCAGCAGCCGCCUGUUUGUACGGAGAUCUCAGGCCAGUCCAUUACAGACUGCUGCGGGGUGACGCAGCUCAAGGAAGAACAUUUAUGAUCAUUACUUUAUCAUUUCCUUGAGGUAAUAAUCACCAUAUUAAUCAUCAUUAUUCAUGGACUUUUUGGUUGAGGUUUGUGUUUGGCUCCUCAGACCGCUGUGUAUUGCUAUCGUGCGGUCGUUUCUAAAGUUGGUAUAACUAGAGAAGCAAGCGGUCGGCAACAUUAAUCUCUCGAGGGGGUGUCUAACUCGGUGUUACGGUGUGUUUGAGCCUAAAUUAAUUUUACGCCAGAAUAUCCCUUUAAAUGUAAAAAAAUAAGCCAAGCAAAAGAAAAACAAGCUUUAAACUGGUAGUUGGAAAGUUAGAAACCUUUCAUUUGCAGUUUAUGUACCACAAAGCCCAUGGAAGCUCAUAUAAUGGCUCAAACUGCACAGUAGAUGAUGAAGGCCAUUUUUCAUGAUGCCAUGAUCGAUCGGCCACUAAAUGGGAAAUGGCAGCUGCAAUAACAACACAAGGUGAUAACGUGUGGGAUGAGUGAGUAAAGCAAUGUUGCCUCAAAACCGUACAGUAUUCUGUGCAGGAAAUGCUGUCUCCAUUAACUGGAAGCAGCACUAGAUGACAAAGUAAUAGCUCGAGGUGUUUGGUGGUUUUGUGAGCCUUAAAGGACAGCAAAUGGAAAUAAUACACAAAAGAUUCCCAAAGGUACAUGAGAAGAAACAGGGGACUUGCGAAUUCAGUGUCUCCAGACAAGAAGCUGCAUACCUUUUGUACGUGGCGGAUGUUGUUUGAAACACAGAGAAUUCCAGGCCUUCUUCUUCCUUUCUUGUGUUUGUGUCUGAGGGUGUCUGCCGCAGUGAGAUCCUCAGGAGGAAAUGCACAAAUAGGCCAAGUCUCAGGCCACAGAAAGGGACAGGACAGGAAGCCCACAUGCUUACAUAACUGCUUUAUUGAGAGGAUCGGUAUUUGACAUGUCACAGAGCUAUGACCCCCGUCCUCAAACACUUGCUCCCACAUGUAUCAGGUUGGCGGAUCUCAGUGAGGGCGCAGUUUGGACUCCAGGGAAGUAUUGGCAAUACUUUUACAGUGUGUUUGUCUUGAGGGGACUCUUGACUUGAAUGUUCAGACCAGUGGUAUGUAAACUCAUUUGUCUCUGCAUAAAUAUUUAGGCGUUUUCUCCUUCACAGUAAAUUCCAACAGGUAGGGUCUGUCUAAAAUGCUAUCCCCCGUAGACUCGUAGAGACACUCUUUUCCAUUUAAAGUUGUGCUGAGACCACUGACAGGACCAGCAUACUGGUAUCAGUUAGUGACAGGUACUUAGAGUGGUACUAAUAUUUGACCAAUAAUAAAAAUGGUAUUUAAAAAUGAUACAGAAUUGAAGCUUUGACUCAUAUUGAUACUGGUGUCAAUACUUGACCCUUGCUGGUACUGGUAUUAGUAAUUAGUCAUUGAUAUUAUUGGUAUUGACACUUGACUGAUAAGGAUACUGCUAUCAAUAUUAACUUCUAAUGAUACUGGUAAUAAUUCAAAUAUAUUGAUACUGGUAUCAGUACUUGACCUGUACUAAUAUUGGUAUCAAUACUUUUCUAAUACUGUUAUUGGUUAUUAGCCAUUAUUGAUAUUGGUUUUGACACAUGACCUGUACUGAUACUGGUAUUGUUACUUGUCCUUUACCAAUACUGAUAUCAAUACUCAACCUAUACUGAUUCUGGUAUCAAUACUUGACCUCAACUGAUCCUGUUUGAAGUACCUGACUUAUACUGAUACUGGUAUCAAUACUUUACCUACAAUGAUACUGAAUUAGGUCAUUAGCCGUCAUUGAUAUUGGUUUUAACACGACCUGUACUGAUACUGGUAUUGAUACUUGACCAACAGGGAUAUUGUUAUUGAUAAUUGACCUCUAUUAAUACUGGUAAUAAUACCUUACCUCAUCUGAUUCUGGCAUUGAUUAUUGGCAGGGAUUGAAACUGGUAUUGAUACUUUACUGAAACUUACACUGGCAUUCAUUUUUUGAUUGUUACUGAAGCUGUUUUUGUCGAUACGUACACUGGUACCAGCCUUAGCAAUUAUGUGAGGUACAGGGUACCAUCAGGAAAAUUUGGUAGUCUAAGCUUGUAAAUGACAGAGGUUCAAGCUCCUCCACCAUUAAGGUCUACAUUCGGUAUCCACAGGGCACUUGUUUCCUGCCUAUGUCUGAAUGAAAAGUAUCGGCACUACUGAGAAGGACAGAUGGAUAUCAGAGAAUCUCUCCUGCCAUUGAACAGAAGCCAACCAAGUCCUGGUGUGACUGACUAACAAUAAACAGGCCAUUAAGACCUUUCUGCCACCAGGGAGAAAACCUCUGUGUCUCAGGGCUUCUUGGCCACCAGUAGCAGCAGCCUCGACGACCCCGCACCGCUGUAUUUAUAGAGAACCGUGGAUGAGUCAUUUGGCAGAGUGCCCACUCUUCGUUUGCCAGAUUUACAGGUCCCCACUUUAGGGAGGGCUGCAUGAUUUACGAUACACCCCCCUUUCCCCCUCCACCUCCAGCACCAGCUCCCACCCCACCCCUCUCACUUCCUUCAGAGACGAGCAGACACACCAUCUUGCCUUUGGCUUGCUGUCUCACUCGGUUUGAUUCACUCUUGCGUUUCUUUUCGUGUGUGUCUUAGAAAAAUGCUUCCUCUGCUCUUCCUGCUGCUUUGAUAAAAGUAGAUGCCGGGAAUGAGGGAAAGCUUCCUGAGAGGCAGACAGACUAGCCUUAGCCUGACCUCUCCUAACUGCUGCUGAUUGGUGUGUCACAUCGACCUGCUUUUGACUUCAGAAAACCAAGUUUUAGGUGAGAGAGUUUUAUGAGGAGGAGGAGGAGGAGAGUGAGAAGAAGGAGGAGAGUAGGAACGACAGCUCCGAGGGAAGCAGAGUGUGCUUUAGCAGAAACAGAAGGAGGUAAAUCUGUCUGUGGCUCAGAACGAGAACAGAUGAAGAGGUGGCAUCGGGGGGCCGGCGGUCAGCAACAGCGUAGCUUUUGCUCCCUCGACCACCAGCUGAGAAGGGGGCACGCCUUCCUCUGCGCCCCAUGGAUCUUAACUCCAACUCAGGUCUGUCUCUUUACAUAACAGGAAUGAACACUAACAUGCUUGCGUGUGGUUUGGACUGUUGCAUUACGGUGGCUGAGAUAUUAUUAGACUUUGCACUGUCUUUAGUUUCAGUUACGAGUGCAGGAAGGGGUGGAAGGAUUUCUCAGACAGCUUUACUUGCCUUAAACUUAAGAUACAAAGCAACUUGUAAAUGAGUUGCAAAUUGCUCCGUGUCCUUUUGAAGAAAGUGUGUAUUCAUUCGCCAUGUCAAGAGUUGAGUCUUUUACAAGUUUCCGUUCAUAACUUACUUUAAUUGGAACAUUGAUUUCAGCUGAACAGUUUAUGAUGUGUGCAUGCCUCACUUUCCUGCUGUUGUCAUUGCAGCGUCCCUCUUAUCUGCCUACUGUACCAUCUGCUAAUAGGCUUUGAAUAAUGGAGUAGAAUCUGAUGUUUGGUAGGACUUGAGCUACAUAAAAAAAUAUAAUAAAUUUAUAAUAAAAACGUUUAUAAAAGUUGCAUCAACAAGAGAUGAAUGCUAACAUAGUAGGAAUGGAACCAAAGGGUGCAGAGCUUCAUAAAAUUAAGCCUUAAUUUAGGAUUUUACAGAAACAAACAGAUUAAAUGCUGAUUUUUUUGUUUUUAAAGUUUGUUUUGGAGCUUUAAUCAGAGACAGGACUGAAGAUAUUUUAGAAAACUGAAGAGUGAGAGAAAUGACAUGUGGAAAAGGGUCAAGGGUUUGAAUUUAACCCUGAGUGCUACAUUUGUGUACAACUUUUAACACAUAACACAUUUAUACUUCUGUGAUUCAAUAUUUGAUUCUGAUUGGUCAAAACCUUAUAAGGCAAUAGCCUGAUCCCAUGCAAAUCAAAUCAGAUCAUUUGGCGCCAAAGUGAUCCGUGCAAAUCAACUCGGCCUGUUGACACUGUGGCAAAAAUGGCUUUUUUCCAUUCCCACUCUGAAUCACAAAACACCACCCGGUAUAUUUUUAAUAUUGAGCUUGGAUUUAGUGGGCGAGCACAGAGUUCAAGGUUCAUGGUUAAUGGGCGACCAGUAACUCGCAAAAAGAAACAAUAAAGACGGUUUAAAGAAUAAUAAUAAAAAUUGUGUUUUUUGCAGUGAAGCAGAGUUUUUUUUAAGAGUUUUUCCCUUUUUUCCCUUUAUACAGCUCACUGCAGGGGGGCAAUCUAUUGAGGCCAAAAGAUGAGGGCAUCAUCACUCAGUACGUUUAUAUGACACUCAAGAAAACCAAAUUAUUGCCUUACUCUGAUUAAGACCGGACAACUGAAGUGCAUGUAAACACAUGUCCGACUAUAAUUGGCAUUUAAGAACCCGGAACAAAAACACCAGAGAAGAAGUGGCACUAUCAUUUAAAGAACUUCUGACUCAGAAGCAACUGCAACAUGGCUGAAGCACGAAAGAAUGUCCACUUUUGGAACAACGAGGAGAGUGCAGUUACGCUUUCUGUCCUGACAGAAAUGGACAUUUUACAGUAUAUGGACGGUCGCAAAACGAGGAACGGAAACAUCUUUAAAAAAAGGUCUGGAAACAGCGCCACCGAAAAGACCCAUACUGCCCCCUAGUUUUGGGGAGGAGGACACAUUCACGUCAAUAAUUCGAUUUUCUCAGCGGCAUGUAUACGCAGACAUGGAGAGAAGUCCAUUUAGGCGAAAAAAAACGAAUUCUGAGCUUAGUCCGAUUAAGCUGUGAAUGUAAAUGCACUGAUUGUCAUCUCCUCAUGAUCUCAUCCAUGCACGGCCCAAAUAUUAAAGCCUGAGACAUCAUCAAGCCAAAGAACAACAGAGCGUCUUUGAAAUAGCUUUACUAAUUACACAUUUCUUUAAAAAGGCACAUUUAUUACUUAACAUCAUUCAUGUUCACUGCAUGGAGCUGUAAAGUUGCGGUGAGUCAGAUUGUCAGGGAAGGCUUUUUAGAGCACUGUUUUUAUUCAAUUAAAACGUCAAUAUUUAGCUCCAGCGUUUCUAUAAUUGUGCACACAGAUCAGGAUAAUGAUUUAUUGCUGUAUCAAUAUUUCAUCCCACCCCAAGUGUGGAUGAUUGAAAGAUCUGAGCCGUUAAUAAAACCAUGUGUAACAACAUAAGCUGUUACCCCACAUAGUUUUACUGCCACUUAGGUAUGCUUGUUUAAGAUGCACGGCUUUAAAAUAUCUUGCCAGAGGACAAAAAAUAAAACCUAAGCAAAAAAUCCUUCUCAUAGCCGGGUCAAAUUCCACUUUGCUACCCUGCUCGAGGCAGAUAACAGGAACACUUGUGAAUUCACAGCUCCCAGUCUGCCUGUAAAUCCAUCCUGGUCAAAAAAAAAAAAAAAAAAAGUCUUCUUAUGCAAAAAGCUGAAGCAACAGAUGGGAGAGCAGUCAGCCAGAACAAAUGUUGUAUAAAAUGCUGUAUGUACAAACCAGAUAGAAAUUAGUAUCCAAGAUUUCCAAGAGGAGACGCUAAAGAAAAUGAAGAAAAAUAGAGUUUUAUACUUGGAUACUGACCUGUGUGUGUCAUAACCAAAUCUUCUCAUCAAUCUCUUAAACUCAUAGUUAAAGCCCGCCUUUGGUUGUCUCUUCCUAGAAUAGAUCAUUCUUGGCUAUGUUUGACUACAACCCUGCAUAAAGAGCGGUCUUUGUGAUGAUAGGAAGCACAUCAGAACAACCAGUUACUGUAAUUUAACACACCUCUCUGAUUACUAGUUGUGUUUAUGAAAACAGCAGGUUGACAUGAAGCGUAUGAUGACUUCAUUCGGACACAAAUUGAAUAUUUUGUCAUACUGUGGUCGGCUCUGUGUCACAGUCAGGACUUUUGGUUCAAACUUUUGUUAUUUUUUUUCAUGAUAUGUUUGCACAUUUUCCAAAGAAUAAAUAAAUACAACAAAGUUAAAUGCUGUUAAAAGGUUUAAGCUCCGAGAACAUCAGCAGCAGUCCAGCACACACACACUGAAAUACACAGAGAGCCAACCUCGCUGUCAGCAUUCCUCUGUCUCUGCACUUAGAUCAUCACCAAUCUUUUUUCUUUGACCCAGCCUGCAUUUGCCCCCACCACCCCCUCCCUAACACUGCAGCCCUCUCCGUCCGGCAGUGCUUUGGUCAGCUUUGUCAGAAAAAACAACAAGGAUGUGGAGCUGCAACACAGACAGGACUGCUGCAACAGCCAAAAUGAAAACACUCUUACCCGGCCAAAGCUGACCAUCUCUGUCCAGCGCCUUUAUCGAGAAUUGGAAGGUUUUAUGAUCGCCACAGAGACAUGUGUGCAGAAACACUCAAAGAAACCAAUCAGCUCACACCAAAAGUGAUGUAAUCCAUAUUCCCCCUCAUCUCUCGCUAUAGGGAAAUAUGAGGCAGUAACAGAGCAUUGAUGGUGGUGAUUGAUGAAUUUCAGUGUUCACCUCUGACAGGCCCUUCAAUCUCCAAAUGCAAUUUAGCAAAUGAACAUGUUGAUUAAUGCUCUGAUGUUACAUAACCAGAGUGAAUUCAGUUUAUCAUGAGUAACUCCAAAUGAAUGAAAAUCUGGAAAAGCUUGUUGUUUAAGGGUCAGCUGUCAGGAUUUCAUCACAUUUUGGAUGAAUUCCUCUGGUUUUCAUUAUCCAAAGAGUCAAAUCCAAAUAUUUUCUGUUUCAGUUUUUCCUCCUUCGUUACAUUUUCUCUUUUGCCUGGUUCUGUCGGAUCAAUAAACGAAUCAAUCUGCAGUUUUUCUUUACACUGAGAUGGCUUGUUGGGCAAAAUGCCCUUCCAGCAAUGAAACUUGUGACUGUAUAAUCAAAUAUAUAUAGACAUAAAGACACCACCCAUUUUUGUAGAAAGGUGAUGGAGCCUGACGAUGGCAGUCAUCGUAUCUCAAACACCAGAUUAAUUUAACUCUUGAUCAGUUGAGAAACUAGAGAAAAGGUGGAUUGAAGUUGACCUUAAAGUCCCACUCAGAUAACUUUUUACUACUAUUUACACUGUUCAUAGGGGUCUUUAAAUUGUGAAUACAAAGUUUUUAGUCAAAAUCUCAUUACCUGUGGCAUUUUCAAGAGCUUGUCUUCUGCAGAGCUCCAGUACCUCAUUAGCAAUUCGUCUCUGAGUUGAGGGCGGAGACAGCGCUGCUCUGCUCCCUCCUCUUCACGCUAGCUUGUAGCCUAACAUUACCAGUGCAGCAGAAGUAGCAGGUAACAUAAGAGCUAUUCAGCUCUCGGACAUUGAUGUCUUUUGUUAAUAUCAUAAUUAGCUUUCUUACGAGCAUUGCAAUCCGCUAACGCAUCAUCCUCUCUACUUCUCCGAGUCUGGCCAGCAAAAUGUGGCUCUGGGGGCGGAGCUUGGAUUUGUGACAUAGAAAAUCCCACUGUGUCUGAACCUGCUGUCUGGAUCUGUGAGAAGUUCACAGUGAUUUGAAUGCAGCAAUACUCAGAAAUGCAAUUUUGCACUUUGUUUUCUCAUGAUAUGCCCUCUAGCAUCUGAAAAAUGCCAUAUGAACAUGUAGACAACAAGAAAAACAGGAUUUUUAUCAGAGUGGGUCUUUAAGCUUCCCAAAAACAGCCACAGACUUCACCCACUGUCUGUGAACUCUGUGCCAGUUUUUAAAAAUAAAGAACUGGGCUAAUGAGACCCAAACUGGUUUUUGAAUGGUAUGCUUACAUGGGACCCAGUGGGGAUCCUUGGCUUCUGCAGCCAGCCUCAAGGGGGAACUUGAGGCUGUAACAGGGGGCUGCUUUUUUUACCAUAUAUUUACAGGUCUGUUUCUUAAGACCGAACAUCGCCGCUUAGCUCCGAGUUUAAGAUAGGUAGUCCUAACAGCCAGUCUUCAGGCUAACAUAUAGUAUUUACUGGAUAUAGCAGUGGAUGUAGCUUCUUGGUUUGACAAGUGAAGGAUUUGCCUCAGAGCCUCAGAGGAUGACCCUACUUGGCUUGCUGUAGGCUUGCUGCUCUAGCACAUGCUUUCUGGGGGGGAUUGAUGAUCUUGACUCUUAGCUUUUAGUCUUAUUAAGACAGCAUCAUGCCUCUUUAGUAAAUUAUGGGCUUAUUUGGUGCAAAAACUACAAUAAAGCAACAAAGGGUGUACUUUAGUCAUGAGUCACUACUCAAGCACCAUGUCAACCAGGCUAGAAGAAGAGCAUUAUGUAGCUGCUUUGACAUCCAAAUAUGGUUAUUUCUAUUUUCCAUCUCAUAUAAAAUAAUCGUCUGUCAUUGGCUUGACCUGAGUCAGGUCCCAUGAAAGUCUGUCCUAACCGGAUGCUGACCAGACUCAUCUGCCAGACCAAAUAAAACACGAGACCUUGGUUUUGUCUGGUUCCCAGGAUAAGUCCUCUUUGCUUCUCAUGGGGAAAGACAGCAUCAGUAAGUAGCUCUGCCUCCAGUAGUCACACAAUAAAGCAGAAGUCAGGUUACCAUAACCCUGUCUGGAAAGUUCAAAGGGCUUCUCUAAGAGACCAGGCUGACUCAACCUACCAAUUCUGGCUGUGGGGAGUGCAGGUGUGCCCCUGCCCUGAGGCCCUCAUCAGCUCUGAAAGGUGAUAUUAGAAGGUAUUAGUGGGCCAGGCAUCACUAUGUCAGGUCUUCUUCUUGUGUUGUGGAUGAAGAAACUAUCAUUCCUCAUCCUAGAACCAGGAUGUUUCCUUUAGAUGUCUGUUCCUACCAAAAUAGUUGUUAUUCCUCAUCUUAGCGAUAAACACAGACGCUGUAAUAUCUUAGAUCUAGCGUUUGAGCAAUCUAUCUGUGUCUGUUUACACUGUGCACAUGUGUGUAUGUGUGAGGCCAAGCACAACAUCCGGUAUCUUUAAUCCAAAUAAAUUUAGAUAUCCAGAAAAUGUUGUGGGAAAUAACUUAUUUAGGGUUACAGAGUUCACACGAAGCAUGAAUUCCAGGCAUGCCCACUAUACAGAUUUACAGUCCCACGGCCAGGAGUGCAUGAUAUACAUUAUGUCCGAGUGGCGAUCUGUCAUAGAACAAAAUGUUUACACUACCAGAAGACGCCUACAUUUUUCACAUAGACGCAUAACAUUAUAUGCAUAUUUCAGUAUAGAGAUAACACAAACACUCAUCCUGCUUAUCAUGUCUAAGCUAAACCGAGUUUAUACUGUAAAUGUUGGUUAAGUGUGUCUUACAGGGUUAACUUUAGUGCACUUUCUUGGAUCUGUAUUCGUGGCACCUUCUCCAGAAGUAUCUCUCAGCCUGUAUCUCUGAUGCAACACUUCGGCCCUCAUACAAGUGUUUAAGUGACGAAACCCAGCGCUUCUAAUAUUUUAAUGGCAUAAUAAUCCCCUAGAGGAGCUGUGAGAGGGCUUACAGUUCACCCUCAAGGAUUUAGGUAUUUUAAAAAACCUCAGAGUCCUGUGAGGCAUGGCUUAAAGAUGUUUGGAAUUAGUCUUGGAUUAUUAUCACGUUAUACUGCAAAUCACCUCUGACAUGGAUAGGUGAAACUGAAUAUUUGUGGUUUUAUACGAGUGACCGCGAGCUUCUGUAUGAUUUGUAUUUACAGUCCACAGAUUUGGCUUUAACCCCUUAAAAACUAAAGUAAACAUUCAAAUAACUGGAUUCUGUUUCGUUUUAUUUUUGUGUUUGUUUUGGUUUCUCCAUAUGUUGGCAGAUGUGCUACCAACUACCUAUAUUUCACACCCGUUUCCAAGGAAAAACACACUUAUUUUGAAGGUCUCAUGAAAUUUCUGCCCUUGAGUCUACCGCUGGUUUCCAUUACAGUUAAACAUUAUCACUAAAUCUCCCAAACUAGCAUUGACAGAAAAUUCAGUGUGUUAAAAACUGUCUGAUAAAUUAAAAAACAGCAGCCUCCCCUUUUUAAAAUACCUUUCUAAGCCUUUAACAACUCACUUUUACCACCGUAUUAAUCUCUAGUUUUUAUGAUGAACUCGUCAACUUAUGUUCCAACACAAGCUCUGGCCUUAAAGUCUCGUCUGAGCCGUGUUUCCUUUUCCUAAAGUUGAAAUUGAUUCCCCUUACAUAAUGCUAUAUUUACAGCAGCCUUGGCAGGACACACAGACAUGGCUCUUUAUUUAGUUGGCAUGAAAUCAGAACAGAGAUGCUUGGCUUUUUGACAGGCCUGCGACCUCCCUGAACAGACUGACCCAUCGCUAUCCCCACUGUCCUCAUGACAACUCAUUAAAACUCGGCUCAUUCAUACGAACUCAACAGCUGCCUUUGACCAGCGGCAUUCAUUUUCUUUUGUGUCAGAACAGAGGAGUGGAUAUUCAGCGACUGAAUAUCCUUCUUGUUAGAGUUUUAACUUUCAUCCUCAUUUUCUGCGCAAGACCUUUGCCUAUCACAAGUCAAGUUUUCAUAUUUUUCUUUCAGCACCAAAGUAACGUUAAUCUCCUUUUUUUGCCUUUCUUCCCAGCUGGCUUAUGCAGAGAUGGACAGUAGAGCUUAAAACCCCCUGUCCCCUUUGACCCCCUGCCUUCUAUUCACUUUGUUUGUCAUUCAGCAUCAGAUGGUAAUGGAUAGCUGUAGUAACUCUAUGGAGUCUGUGUUCCCUGCCAGACAAUGUCUUCAGGGACUCAGGCGGAGGCUAAUGUUGUGGUGUCUGACUCCAGAUUAUGUCCAUUGACAGGCAAGGACCACCGUGACACCAGGAAGAGAAUUAGCCAUCGAUAUCUUGCUGGGGGGUCAGGUGACACAGGACGCCCAUUAUAGAUACAUGGGAAGAUGUAGCUGCAAAGCAAGGAGCUGUAUGCAAGGAGUCCAUGCAGCUUGACUCAUACUGAGAGUUUAGUAUUUGCUCAUGAAUUAAAAAAUCAUGUUUUCUUUCACAGUGUAUCAGAUCUAAACACUUUGUAAAAAUAUAUACAGCAGAGCCAGAGAGAAGGGCCAUAUUUAAAGCUCCUAUAGGGAGUUUUUUUAUGUUUAUGAUAUAGGCUGAAAUUCACACAGAUGCUCGUUUAUGUCAUUCAAAAUCAAACAAGAUCAUCAACAACAAAAUGACGAUUAUAAUAUUUUAAUGUUUAAUCCAGUCUAAGUCGUGGGUGUCAGCCAAGCAGCUAAAAGGACAGCCCUGUUUGUUUGUUUUUCACAAUUUUAACAUAAAACACUCACAAUAAUUGAAACAUCUGACUGUCAAAAGUCAGGGGGAUGAGAAUUUUUGCCGUAAGACACUAUUCAGAGGAAAAAAUAAGCAAAGACUACUUUGUCCACAGGGGGCGCCAAAGUUGGCACAACAAAAACAUAUUUGUCAACACAAUAGAACAGCUAAAAUCAGCAUUCAGCCACUUCCCAGUCAAAAUUUAUGUCUAAAAUUCACAUAUGAUGGCAAAGAAGAAACAUACUAUCCAUAAUUUUAACUGUAUCAAACAGGAAGUCAUAAAAAACGACAAAAAUAAAAGCAUGACAAUCAAUUAUUAAAUGAUGCAAUGCACUCUCCGAUGAAGUUAUGGUGCAACAGUGCUGUUGAAAAAUCACGAAUUUGAAUACUGCUACAAAUAGAUGCCGACAUGUAAAGUAACUGCAUACAUAAGUUAAGUUUAUGAAUAAAUAUGUUGCCUCAUUCUUGUCUUGGCUUUCCCUAAUUUGGCAGAUUGUGUUGUUUUAUUUUGAAACUCUAACAUAGAGAUAGCCCUUAUAAAAGAAUAGUAUUUGGGUUUAUUUACAAUCCCAGUAUGAGGGUUAUUAUAAGUAUCAGCUAAUUGGUCAUAUGAAGCACCUUCAGCAGGAUCAGUUUGACCACAUCAUGAGGCCGGGAACAGUUUGUGGUUUAAUGUUGAAUAGCACCAAAGUGUGAAUGGGAGAUCCCGUGUUUGCUUAUGGGGUCAUGCCCUGUGUUGGACCAGUGGCCUUUCUAAACCCAAGCCUUCACAGAGAUUUGGCCAUUGUUACCAUUACAGUGCUCUAGAAAAGAGUGUGUGUUUGUGUGUGAGUGUGGGUGUGCGUGUGUGUGUGUGUGUGAAUACUCCCCCAACCCCCUCUUCAAACACCUCACCUCCCUCCCCUCCUUCCCUUUCUCUUUCACACCCUCUCAGCUGUGCUCACUCACUCAUUCUGAGCCGGGCCAAAAACUGGCAGAGCUGCUCUUCAGUCAGGAACUCCCGUCCCCAAGUUAACCCAGGCAGCCUGGACUCUGUAACCCACUCGGGGGGCUUCUGUUCUGGAGUGUGGAGGAGACAUGGAGAUGGUCCAUCAGGGGAUUCAUAGUUUACCUCAGUAUGGAUUAUCUGGUUUCGUAUCCUCUCAUCAAGGUAACAAAUAAGUGCUUUAUUUGACUAAUUUCAGCUCUUUUUUCGCUCUCCUCUCCACUGCGUUACAGGAGAGAUGUUUGUCUGGGCACUUAGUCUUAACUUCAGACUUCUUUGUUGUAACAGCUGCACUUAGCAGAGGGAUUAGAUCAUCUGGUGGGUAUGUUACUCAUGAAUGAAAGGCUGUAAAUAAGGUUGCUGUCAUUCAGAAGAUGAGAAAAGAAAAGGUUUUUUUUUCCCACUUGUAAUCCUUGUCAAAGUUGUGCAGUGUGUAUGAAUGAAAACAUCUUGCAUGGUAUUGUGUUUUCAUGGCUCGCAGAGUGACUUCCUGUUCUGUCUGAGGUAUUUAUGAUGUGUGGACUUCUGAGAAGACUAUCAUUAGGCACAAUAUUGAAUCUCAACCUGCCCCUGCUUGCAUGCAAACAAGAAAACUCAAGCAGACGAGACAAGAGACACCAAUGUGUUCAUUUAAUCCCCCACUGUACACAAACACACACACAUUCACACACACACACACACACACACACACACACACACACACACACACACACACACACACACACACACACACACACACACACACACACACACACACACACUGGGAGAAUUAUGACACAUAUUUUUGUCAUUUAAAGCCAAACAAGGUGGUUACAGUGUCUGCAUUGUUUUCUGGGCCAGCAGCAGCUGCUUCCUCCACUUGGCAGGCAGCUCAUUCAAAGUCUGGAAGAACUUAACAUUUUCUCAACACGUCUCACGGUAAAUGUAUUUCACUGCUGAGCCUUCUGGAUAGUUUUUGGGUCGUUUUUCACACUCUAUCCUCCACGUCUUUCUGAGAGCAGACUCCCUAGAUUAGAACUUUUCUUCACACAAGAUUCUUGCACCGAGGUGAACUUGAGGUUUUUAGUUAUUCUUGACAAUGCUGCAGCUACUGCUCUGAAAUAAGGGCACAUCAUCUUCUUCAAGCUUUAGUUGUUUGCUCAGAACCAUGUCUCGGGGGUCUUUUAAAAUGACUUCAAUCAAGAAACAAAAGGCUUUAAAACAUGUUGUUCAGCCAAAAGUUUGACUAAAAGACAGACAGUUUCAAUUUUCUAAUGUAAGAAUACCACCAAGAGACUGUUAGCUUAGUUAGAGGCGUGAGAAAACAGCUAGCAGGCUCUAAAGGCAAGAAAAGCCACAUUAAAGCUCCAAUGGGGAGUUUUAGGCUGGCUAUAACAAUAUUCAAAUAUUCAAAAUGAUUGACACAUUUGACUUUUUUAGGAUAAGAAUUAUAGAUAUAUAUUUUAAAUACCACUUCACCAUGAACAGGAUAUGACUGGAAAGGUGAUAAGAUGUACAACUUUGCUCACCGGGGGCACCGUAAUCAACACAAACAGAGAGUCUUUUAUAGCAGCUUUAAAGCUCCUGUGAGGAUUUUUUUUUGACAUUUAUGAAACUGACCAAAAGUCAUUCUGAUGUUUUUUUUUAUGAAACACAAAACCAAAAAUAUCAUAAUUGACAAGAUUGACCCUUUUCAUCUGUUAUUUUUACUGUUUGAAGCCUGGUGUGAGAGGGUAGGUGUCAGUGGAGCAGCUGAAGAAACAGACCUGUUUUUACAUUUUCAAUGGUAAAUACACACAAAAAUGAAAUAUUUGUUUGUUGAGAGUCAGCCGGGGGAAAAUUUCUCAGAAAAUAUUACACUACACGAAAAGUAAAAAGAUAGGAAAAGACCAAUUGUCCACAUGGGGCACCAAAACUGACAUAGACCGAAGGUUCCCCACAGGAGCUUUAAGUAAGAUAAAAAAUAAGAUUAUGAGACUACAUCCUGACAUCAAAAGACUGCAGUUUUAAGAGAUUCAGGCCAAUUAUUGAAAAUAAAGUUGUGAUUUUAAAAGAGUUAAAAAAAAUUUGGCACAUCAGCUGCACAUUUUUAUUAAACUUCCACUUAAGUCUAUCCUCACAUGAUGGUCCAUGUUUCCUUAUUUUAGUGUAAGUCUGGCCGACUCCUCCUUUAAUAAUAUAUCUAUAUUAACCUAAGACUAAAAUAACAACUUCAUUUUUCACAAUCAAAAAUUUAUUCUCAAAAUAAUCCAAAAUUGUUCUCUUGAAUUUUUUAUCUUUUUUUAUCUUUUUUUCCCUCAAAAUAUAAUUUUUUUCUUUUCUACAUUAACUCCCCCUCGUACUUUAUGUCAACUCUAAAUUCAGCCUGGACCACUUUACCUUAUUAUUUUCUUUAAUUUAUUGAAAGACAAAUUAAUUUUGUUGUUGGAUAAUGAUUGGGUUUAAGUGGUUUUAGUCAAUUUUUUGUCCAUAUAAAGUGAUUUCCAAUCAUUUACCGCUUCGCUAAACUAGCUCUAAUGUGGCUGAAGUUUAUUAAUAAAGAAGAUUAUUAUAACAGCAGGAACUCAUCUUCAGGAGAGAAUUCAAUUUUCAAUUUUGUGGACAAGUGACAGUUCACUUGUCCACAUUCAUGUAACAUAUUGUAGAAAUAGGUUUUUAUGAAUGCCCUGUAGAGUGUUAGCAGAAAACACAGAACAGUUAUCCACACAGUAUUUAGCUGAACAUGUUUCAUUUAAUCUCCUUGUUGUAGAAAAGCUGCGCUCUUGUUUUACAUGACUCACUGACAGCAGCACAGGGGCAGAGCGAAGUGCAUCAGGGCUCCAGGUAUUUGUGAGCAAUUACAGCACAGUGGGAUCCUUUGUUGUCUCCCACCUGUUUUGAACCAUUAGUUAAAGACUAGUCUGCAGCUGGCCACUCAUUACGGUCAGUGGUCCAAACUGGAAUGAACAGGUGUUGGCUCAACCCAAACUAAGUCAGAUCUGGAUUAUGACACGGACCGAGGGUGCUUUUAAAUGACACAAAGAGGCGCACACAGCAUUAGCGUUUGAUGUAUGAAGAUCCAGAGGUGUGUUUACUGCUGCUUUGUGUUUAAAAAUGUGAAACACUGGGUUCAUUUGAGGAACUUAUCUCCUUUGUUAAGUACUGCAUGAUAAGACUAACAGACGUCUGUAUCCGAGUGCACAUGCAGUAUGACGAAAAGUUGAAGUUAGCAUGAAAUAAGUAAUGUUAGAGCUUCAGUAUCGACAUAAUUGUUGAAUUACAGCUGAGAAGAGACACUGGACAGAAUUUCCUCUCUUCCUGAACUUUCUCAGACGACCAAGACUCAAGGUGAAAAAGAAAUCUCAAUCUAUUUGUCUAUUUUCUAUACAAGCUGUCCUCCGAAGGGAAGUCUGUAUGCGACUGUAAAGCUGACGAUUGUUCACAGCUGAGUGUCUAAAACCUUGCCGCAGAGUGCUGAAGCGUGGAGAAUCAGGGGGAUUGUGACAGCUGUCACGGUUGUCUCUUCAGGUACAGUUGUCCUAAAAGUGAAGAUCCUCAACUCUCCCUGGCAGUGAGCUCCUGCUAGCUUUGGUCUCAUUUAAGAGCUGAUGGAGGAGUUUUUUUUUUUUUUGUCUUUUUUGGACACACAUCACAGGCAGUCUGACAAUCAUGUAGUGGAGGAAAAUACUUGCAGGCAGCUUAACUACAACCUGUAAAGAGUCUGUCAAAGGGGAGCCUUUAUUGUUUAUUUAGAGAAUAUACUCUCGAGAUCAGAGGAGUUUUUUAUCUGUCUGGAGCUGAUCUUAAAAUGACCACAGUCCUGAUGGCUGGAAAAGUUACAGACCAUGAAUUAAAAAGCAAAUAUCUGUUGCCGACUGUAAAGUGGCUCCAGGUUUCUCUGCUUAUCUGUGUACUCAGUGCUUGUCUAAACCUGGAGUCAAAUCAUUGAUUGAAUCCUGUGUGUCUAAGGUCAGGAGACAAUGCUGAGUUACCUUUGAAUGACGUGUGUUUCUGAUUUGGCUCAAAGUUUUCAAGCACUAAAAUCUUCUUGAUUUUGCAACCGACUGAAGAAAAAAAAAUCUCUUUUAACUUUAAUCUUAUAACGUUUAAUGUCAAAUAUUGAAAUAAGCCAGUAUUCAUGAAUGAUCAAAGCAAUUUACAACACACAUUAUUCACGAAGCGAUGACUCAAUCACUGCAGCUGCUUGUCUGCUUUUUUAAUAAACCCUUUGCCUCCCAGUCAUGAGCACACGGCAUUUUGCUGAAAGCUGAAUGACACAUCUCUGCCAGACAGGAAAAGUAAGCGGCUGGUUCUGAACACCAUGAAAGACAUUUUCUUUGUUCUCUGUUGCGGCUCUGGAUGUUUUCUGGGCUCACAUUGCAAGAAUUACAGGCCAGUUUCAUUACAAACUCUUCAACAUAUUUCAGAUCCUGGUUGGUGCUAGGACUGUUCUGAAGCAGACCUAAUCCGCUAACAGUUUCAUCUCCAUUGUCUCGAUUAGAAGACAAACAAAAUUGCACCGCGCGACGAAAUCCCAUCCGUCAUCUGAGCUUGUUUCCAUCUGGGUAGUGGAGCAUCUGAAGCUGGAUCUGAAGCCUUGGCUAGAGGUCUUGGAGUAUAAAAUAUGAAUUGAUAGACUACCUGACAAGUAAUUCUGUUUGGGAAUUCUGUUAUAAAGUUGUACAUCUUGUCACCUUUCCCGUUAUCUGGAAAUUAGGGGCGUUUGCAUCCACUUUGUUUUCAAACCUCUAGAAAUCUCUAAAACUCACAAGUCUGUCACCAUAAAAUAAAAGAAAUGUGAUAUUAAGACUGUAAAACCUGGAUCACAUCAUCUUUAAAACAGGUAGAAGACCUAUUUGUGGGAAAAUCAAAUCAAAUAUUUACUUUGCUUAGAAAUCUCAGGAGCAGCUCUCUCACGGGGUCAGUUUUUCAAAGUUUUUGUCCAGGAAAUACUUUGAGUCCUGAGUGAGUUUGACACAUCACCCGUCCUCAUAAACCAUGAGGCCGGUUCAGCCACUGUGGAGGAAAGCCAAGCAUCAACAGGAAAUGGCAGGAGGAACAGGACUGUGUUGUAAUAGCCGUGGUAUGCUGUAUAAUCCUGUUGCACGUUUGUUUAACGGCUUCACAAGCGUUGUUUCCAACAGGAAAUGCUGUCUUCCCAUCCAAGCAGCGGAAAACACAGGCUGAACACUGAGGGCUGAUUGAUUUUAAAUGUGGACAAAAGCCAUCAUGGGGACACCGGGGAAUCUCAAUUACUUUGCAUGACAAUCAGAGCAGACAAUGCUGAGAGAAUGUAACAUGCCAAAUUAGUCAAAAUGUCCGACUGAUGCCUCUGUGGAAUACAUCUAUCAGAUCCACUCCAGUCAAAUCAAACUUAGACUGAUUUCAGCAGAGUAAUAUGAUGGCUGUAAAUGUGUGUCAUUCUCUGGGUGAAGCUGCUUUAAAUUUUUAUUCCAGUCCCAGGAUAGUUUUUGAACAAGCCCACCAUAGACGGGCUUUGUAUUGUAAGUGAUUUUUCAGAGAACACAAACAGGGGAGUGUCCAGGCUUCUCUUACAAAAUGAAUAGCAUUGACCCUCUCUAUCUUAAAGGGAUAUUCCAUCGUAAAAUCAAGUUAGGGUCAAACACACCGUAACACCGAAUUAGACAACCCCUCGAGAGAUGAAUGUUGCCGACCACUUGCUUCUCGAGUUAUACCAACUUUAGUAACGACCGCAUGAUAGCAAUACACAGCGGUCUGAGGAGCCAUAAACAAACCUCAACCACCACUCUGUAGCCACAAAUAAUGCUCAGAACAGCACCUAACUUCAUCAACAGUACAUAUAGGGGCCCAGCCACAGAACUACCUACCAAACAUCUUUUUAACUUUGCCUGAUUUCCUUGGUAAAGAGACUUAACCCAACUCACCUACUCUCCACCAGCAGCCGCUUAUUUGUAGCGAGACCUCGGGCCAGUCCAUUAUGGACUACAGCGGGGGGACGCAGCUCAAGGAAGAACAUUUAUGAUCAUUUCUUCAUGGAAAUGCAAUCAGACCAAGACGCUAAGGCAGAAGAACUACCGUGUCUGCAGAGCAAAAUGAUUUAUAUGGUGAUUAUUACUUCAAGGAAAUGAUAAAGAACUGAUCAUAAAUGUAUAUAUUUAAGGGGAGGGGGUGCAGUUGUUUUUAUACUCUCUGGGGGAGGCUCACAGCUUCAGACUUUGAAAACCCUUGCUUUAUAUAUUAUGUGCAUUGUUUUAUAGUCUUAAAUGAAAAAAAAAAUUGUAUAAAAUAAAUUUUAAAAUAUCAACAAAUACAGAUUUAGCUAUAUGUGUAUCAAUCCACAGCUGAAAAUAGUUUACAAUAAUAAAAACAUUGUACUCCAUAACCUGCAAAAUGUUCUGAGUAAUAUUUAAAAAAAUCUAUUCUGUGGACCUUUUUUUUUUAAGGUAUUAUACUCCUUUACAGUGGCUGAGAACCCUUACUGCUGCAAAUAAAAAAAAUAAUUUGUAUUUGCAUCCUUUUAUUUUCCCGGAAUUUUUUUUUUUUUUUUUUUUUUUUUUUGCAUUGCCACAUUUUUUUUUUUUCAUGAACUUCUGUUGUGGCUUUGCACUGCCUCUUUUUUUUAUAUAUAUAUAUAUAUAUAUUUUUUUGCAGCAGGCUUUGGUUUCUUUUUCUUUUCAUCAGUAACCUCCAUUGUGCCUUCUUCUUCUUUUUUUCUUCUUCUUUUUUUUUUUGCAUUCUUUUUUAUUUGCAGCAGUGGUGGUUCUCGGCCACCAUACUCUUUCACUAAAAAAACAGGCCCACAAAUACUUUUACUAAAAACAGGUCCAUAAAAUAGAGAUUUACCGGGUUGGACUUUCUGUCUGGCCAGGGGUUGACUUGACUCAAAAUGUUGGCACGCCCCUGGUCGCCACCGUGUUACACGGUCUGUCUCUCACAGUGGACACAUCGACACUCUUCCUCUCCUCCUCCUCUCCUCCCUCUCUCUGAAUUGAACCUGUUAUCAUAGAAACAUGCGUUAGGAGUUUACCUCCACGGUAUUAAUCACCUGUUCAACAGACGGAAUAUCUCGGAGCGGCGGAGCUUAAACACCGGCUGCAGGACUGAUCACAUGUGCGAAUGUAAGUGAGCUGCAUUCACCGGCGGCGUUCCGGUUUGUUCACAAAUUGAAUGUCUGUUGGGGGAGCGAAAAGAUUGAUUUACAUUGAAGAUGUUGAUUCCUGCACAGGAGGAGUCAGCUCAAGCUUUCUCCUCGUUUAUUUUUCUUCUGUAAUGACUUAAACGCUGAAAGAUAAACAUUAGUGUACUCGUCUGUCUUAGUUUUACGCUGCUUAAGCACUAGUGUUGUUCUGCAUGUUCAAGGCUAACGAUGGGGGUGUGAUUGUUAAUCAAUGUUGCAUACUCCAUGUGAAGUGUAAUUAAUGGGAGCUCAGGGGGGAAGUCAAUAGCGGGUAGUGACUAAUCACUGGAUCUGAAGCAGAAAGCACUAGCCUGAGAUUAAAAAGAAGAGCUUACUUCCUGGAGACAAUCCCAACAUGUGUUAAAUUCUUAAUGCCACUUGACGUUGGAUUUGUUCUCUGCCAUCAAAUAAGCAUCAUCCGUGGGUUACUCAAGACUCAGAGUGGAUGAGGGAGGGUAGAAGUCAUUUUACAAGCUGACAAAAUCCGCAAUAUUCUGCAACAACCUGUGGCUUUUGAUAAUGUCUGAAGCUCUGUUUUAACAUAAAAUACAAAUUCCUCUCUGGCUGUAUUAAAGAACUCACUGAUUGACAUUUGAUCUGGACAGAGAUUUAGCUGUGUAGAUAACAUGAAUUAAUAUACAUUGAAUUUAUUGUCUACACAAAUACAGUUGGAAAGUUGUUUUAUUUCUUUUACUGUAUAUUGGCUUAACCAUUAACCAACAUAUACUGCAUAUAAAAUGGACGCCGUCUGCCUCCUCGCUGGGUAAAGCCACUCCGAGAACAGCACCCUCUGGUGACUGGCUGCAGUAUAGGUCAUAUAUCCUGCCUCCGCCAGCAAAGCUUAUGGAGCUGUGGACAAAUUUAAGAAAUUAAUUACACAGAACAUACAUUUUUCUCCAUGCUGGCUGCUUGCAAUGUUGACUUAUUGUAAGACUGGUUUGUGCUCAAGUCCUUUUUUUAUGAACAGCUCCAUUUUUUAAAGUUAUUAGGGGGUUCAUGUUUUCUAUGAUUGACACUUGAAACAGCCUAUGGGCGUACGAAGAUUGCAUCGCUCACCCGGGGGAUAUGCUGUUUGAGCCAAGCAUCAUCACUCGGCGGCUCUCUCACCAAAUGCGUACAAUGCUAAUGCACAAGUGGUGGACUGCGUACAAUGCUGCUGCGCACGGUUGGUUUCAGGAAAUAGAGAAAAAACGCGUAAUUACCAAAAGUUUUUUGGCUUUAAAUACUUAUACUGAAAGAAGACGGAACUAAGUUGUCCAUAGUAUAUACAGUCUAUGUAAUGGAAGUACAAAGAUUUAAAUUAGGUACAAGGAAAUUAAUCGGGUUAACUAAGGGAUUCAUUGAUUUGUCAUUCAGUUUGUAUAACUUCAAUUGUUAUACUCAAAGUAAUGGUGACAGUGUUACGAGUCACAACUUUUCAAUCUCAAAUAGCAGCAUGGUUGAGGAACUUAUUGCAGAUCAAAAUCACACAAAAUCACCUCCUUCUGAUUCAUGUGUUCAUGCCUACAUGUUUUAAUGUACAGUCAACAAGUAGUACAAAUAAAGGUAUUAUGAGAGAAGCACAGCAUCUUUAUUUGAUGCCAUAAUGGAUCCUGGAGCUCUAAUAAUGCCUGAAAUAAUCUCUUCUGUAGUGACUCUACCCCUGAACCCAGACCCCUGUUUAACCAGUCUGUGUUUGCACAGGGAGCCCAUAAACAUUGUGGACAUGUAGUGUUUGCCCUGUGUGGCAUACUCAGGGCAAACACUGGCAUCUGCUGCCCGCUAAUGAGAUCUCAUUAAGACUGACUGGAAGCAUCCAUCUCACUGUCAGAGUCUGGCUCCAAAUACACCAGACCUCUCCAGGGACCACAGAAGUUAGUUUGAACCAAUGGUUUACUUCGUUGGAUUUAUCAUCCAAGAUGCUGAUUAGGGCUGUCGGACAAUGAAGUUUUAAAAUCAGAAUGAAUUGCUGAGGAUAGUUAAUUAAUCACCACUAAUCACAUUUAUGAUUGACAACUUUUAUUUUGCAUUGUACUUCACAUCCAUAUUAACAAUUGAAUAGUGAUUCUUACUAGUGUCUUGUUUUGGGAAUCAAGUGAAUGCAAUAAAAAUGUAUUGAUCUUAACCUUAAAGGGAUAAAAUUACUUUAGGGUCAAACACACGGUAACACCGAGUUAGACACACAACUCUACAACAACCUACUCUCUUCCAGCAGCCGCUUGUUUGUACGGAGACCUCAGGGCGAGUCCAUCGACUGGAGCGGGGGGACCCAGCUCAAGGAAGCACAUUUAUGAUCAUUAAUUUAUCAUGUCCUUGAAGUAAUAAUCACCAUAUUAAUCAUUUUGCACUGCAGACGCGGUAGUUCUCCUGCUUUAGCGUCUCGGUUUGACUGCAUUUCCGUGAAGAAAUGAUCAUAAAUGUUCUUCCUUGAGCUGCGUCACCCCGCAGCAGUCAGUAAUGGACUGGCCUGAGGUCUCGCUACAAACAGGUGGCUGCUGGAAGAGAGUAGGUGAGUUGUGUUUAGUCUCUUUGCUAAAGAAAUCAGGCAAAGUUAAAAAGAUGUUUGGUGGCUAGUGCUGUGGCUGGGACCCUAUAUGUCCUGUUGAUGAAGUUAGGUGCUGUUCUGAGCAUUAUUUGUGCCUAUAGAGUGGCGUUUCGGUUGAGGUUUGUUUAUGGCUCCUUAGACCGCUAUUGGUAUCGUGCAGUCGUUACUAAAGUUGGUAUAACUAGAGAAGCAAGCAGUCAGCAACAUUCAUCUUUUGACAGGGUGUCUAACUUGGUGUUACGGUGUGUUUGACCCUUAAUUAAUUUUACGCCGGAAUAUCCCUUUAAAAUGGCGACUCACCCAACUGGGUCAUAACUGGGGCACUGACACAUACAGGCAGGGUUUCCACCUCUUGUCACACCCCUGAUUACAAUUAGCUGGAUGAAAAAAUAAACAGAAUUAGUUAAACCUGACUUCAGCAUGUUAGCCUGAUUUAUUGAAGCCACAUUUAAUGAACAGGCUCAAGAAAAACACACGCAUUACUCUAUUUUGUAAAAGGAGGUGCAGACUUAAUUUUGGGGGUGUAUCUGAUUUAAUUGAUUUAAUUAGGAAAACUAAACUGAGAAUGAUUCAGUUUUAGCCCUGUGCUGAUAAACCUGUGCUGAACCCUGAAACUUUGGUUUUUAUUUCUUCAUUACGACUCCAUUACAGUAAACCUGAUCAUCCAGCUUGUCUGUCAUGUCGUGCUGUGGCAGUCUAUAAAUAUUUCCCGCAUGCGAUGCGCAGAUCUCAUCCUGUGCCACAAUCAAUGGAGCAGCAUCCCUGGUGGUCAGCCUCAUGAAUAAUUCAAUGUUUGUGCGACACACCAUUUGUCUCCUAAUGGUUCAUCUCCUCCCACAAAACACCAGGUGCAUCCCUGUGAAAUGCUAAAAAACAAAAAGAGUAAAUUAAUGAAUCGUUUGUUUCAUCUUAAUGAAGCAAAAGCGGAGCGGUGGAAACGGUUCUGUUGUCAUAGUGACGGCUGCGACGACCAGAUUGGUGAUGUGAAACGGGUCCAGGCCCUCAGCUUCAAUCUGUGCGGUGUCACAUGAUAGCAGGGAGUUGAUGGCCAGAUCUGUCAGGACUGUUGAGCCUGUCUCAGAGUGAACAUAUUCUACCGAGGAAACAUUUCUUUGAAUUUCUCACUGCAUGAACUAAAAAGGUAAUGUGUGUCCAAAAAUGUGCCACCUUUUUAGAGCGUUGCUGUCAGAUUCAGCUGUUAGAAGGGGAAUAUUUCUCUCUUUUCACCUUGAAUCUGGUUUUGAUACAUUUCUGUGACAUCAUAGCCUUUUUGAGCCAAUCGGAGUCCAGUAUUGAACUCCUCCUGAGCAUAAACACUGAGAAUACUUUAUAAAAGCAGAAGAAAUCUUGUGUCUUUUUUUUUGCUGGAAGAAUAUUUGCAUAUCUGAAGAUUUCUGAGUCUCUGAUGAGGCACAAAGAGAUAAUCCGAGUUUAAGAAAUUAUGUCAAGGUGAGGGAAACUUUUGCGUUAAAACCCCCAAAAUAUCCCAAACAUGUGAAAAAGAUUUCUGGAGGGGAUGUUUAACCUCUGACUUCUGUCUUCAAAGAUAAAACUUGACUGUAUCUGAAAAAUAUCAGAUUCAAGCAGUGCUCUAAGCUCCCCUGCCUGCUGUGUCAAGUUUCUUAUUUUUUUUUACUAAUUACUCGUGUUUUUGUGUCUUGUGUUUGAUCAGGGGGAGACAGAGAGCGGAUGACAGCCAACCAUGAGACCUACCUGCUCAUGGCCAGCACCCAGAAUGACAUGGAGGAUUGGGUGAAGACGAUCCGCAGGGUCAUAUGGGCUCCUUUUGGUGGAGGUCAGUACACAAACAUGGUUUCUACCUGUUGAUUUUUGGGAAAGGGAAAUGUCCAUGUUGUGAGGCCCUGACUUUAUCAAUGCUUCUUAACAUCUUCAAAUAAUAAUGUUCUCAAAACGGGUGUUAAACCAAGAACUGAAAGUCCUGAAAUUAGCUCCUACAGUCAAACUCUGAGUCUGUUUCUGCUGGGUCCAGCCGUCUGACUCCCCUGCGGAGAAGUAAAGACACGGUGACUCACACAACCUUUUAGUUGUGGACACCAAAAGUAAACACUCUGCUGCACACCUGUCCCAUUAAUGGCACAUUUGUGUGGCAGCAGUGUUAAUAAGCACAAGUGCUGCUGCUGCUGAUGGAAGGAUGCAUUAACUCAACAUGAAUGUCCGUCUGCCUCACGCUCCAUGCUGUUGUCUCUGCUGGGCAGCACUUAGCGUGGAUGUUUACUUUUUACAGUCAUGUAGACGGUGCGUGAACAGUCGCUUCAUUUUAUUUUGUUCUGAAUCUCACAGUCAUACUCUCUCUUUGGAGAUCAUAAAAGUUCCUCUUUCUUUCUUUUCUUUCUUUCAUACUUCCAGCAACUUGCUGCCUAUGUUUGUUAAUUAGCUCAGCAACCAGCCUUCAGAUGAGCUACCGCCACCUUCUGGUGGUGUUAACGCGCUACAAUCAGGCAGUUGCAAAAACAGUGGAAAUUUUCUUGUCAUUAGAUUCAGAUUCAGACUUUAUUGUCAUUAUACACCAAGUUACAAUGAAAUUAGUUUUGGAUGCAAUAAAUGUAAGAACAAUAAAUAUAAAAACAAUAAAUGUAAAAGCACACAGUAUAAAAACAAUAUAAUACGGCCUACUAAAAGAACUUUAAAUAAUGAAAUAUACCGUUCUAAAAAGAAACUUAGCCUUCCUCUCAUCCACACAUCAUUCAUGUAUUUCACAUUUUGUUGUUUAACAGCCUGGUGGCCCAGGGGUAAAAAGUGUUCCUGAGUCUAUUUGUGCGGUGCCUUCAGACUCUGUAUCUCUUUCCGGAGGAGAGUCUGCAUCAGACAUUACAGUUGCACGAACCCUUCAUUUAAUUAAAUAAUGCCUGUUCCAAUAUUCAAACAUCACAACCCAUCUGUAAUUUGUGCAGAGUGAUAGUAUAAACUCUUAAAUCCCCAAGAGAGAGGACUAGAUUUAGGAGUAAUCCUCCUCCACAACACCACAUUCUUCGCUGUCAUGUCACCGAACUAUACAUUUAAUGCUAUUCUCUUACAUGUAAUCCCACUAAAAUGAUUUUCUGAAAUAGUCAACUCAAUUUGUCACACUAUAUUUUUCCAUAAUUAAUAUUAGAUUUUAUGCAUUAUUUAAAAAAAAGCGUGAUUUUAGGGAUGUUAGCAAAGUAAAAGCAGAAGUUUACCUCUAAUUUUCCUUCUCCGCAUCAUGUUGUCCUGCUACAAACCUGUUUGACUUAGCAAUGACUCAACCGUAAACAAACAGCUUAAAGAGAUAUUCUGGCAUAAAAUAAAGUUAGGGUCAAACACAAUGUAACACCAAAUUACACACCACCUCAAGAGAUGAAUGUUGCUGACCGCUUGCUCUUCUAGUUAUAUCAACUUUAGUAACGACUGCAGGAUAGCAAUACACAGCGGUCUGAGGAGCCAUAAACAAACCUCAACCAAAACACCACUCUAUAGCCACAAAUAAUGCUCAGAACAGAACCUAACUUCAUUAACAGUACAUAAAGGGUACUGUUAUUAGCUUUGAUAUUAAUCAUUUUGCACUGCAGACGCGGUUGUUUUACUGCCUUAGCGUCUCGGUCUGAUUGCAUUUCCAUGAAGAAAUGAUCAUAAAUGUUCUUCCUUGAGCUGCGUCAUCCCGCAGCAGUCCAAAAUGGACUGGCCUGAGGUCUCGCUACAAACAAGUGGCUGCUGGAAGAGAGUAGGUGAGUUGUGUUUAGUCUCUUUGCUAAAGAAAUCAAGCAAAGCUAUAAGGAUGUUUGGUGGCUAGUGCUGUGGCUGUGACCCUAUAUGUACUGUUGAUGAAGUUAGGUGCUGUUCUGAGCAUUAUUUGUGGCUAUAGAGUGGCGUUUAGUUGAGCGCGUAGCUCUCUGUAUUGCUAUCGUGCGGUCGUUACUGAAGUUGGUAUAACUAGAGAAGUAAGCAGUCGGCAACAUUCAUCUCUCGACAGGGUGUCUAACUCGGUGUUACGGUGUGCUUGACCCUAAAUAAUUUUUACACCGAAAUAUCGCUUUAAGUCACAUGGUGGGAGAGGGAAAGGACAGUUUUUAAAAAUGUACAUGCAUCAUAUAAGUAGAAAUGCCCAUCUGAAGUGCAUGUUCUUGUUCUUGUAUAGUUGAUCCUCACUUUGUUGGGAUCAUUGUGCUUAUUACCGAGUCUCCUGCUGAGCCUCUGUUGCCUGUUGUUGACUUUACUGGCAGACAUUGGCCUACAUUCUGUGUUAGCGAGGCAACAAGUGCAGCGUUUAUAACCAGACAGGCCAUUCAGGCAGUGCUCAGUGUCACAGUGAAUGGAUGAGGCUGAGCUGGCCCCCUCUGUUUUCAGUGCAGAGAGUUUGAUGUCUAUUGCAGCUGACUGCUCUUCAAAAGGACGAGCCAUUUGUCAAAGAUGCCACAAGAAAGGUGGCUCCGUGUUGGAGCCGAGCCGGGCUUUCUCUGUCUAUCAAACGCACACAUGCACACAUAUUCCAGGCUUUCACAAUUUGCAGUAGCAGCAAAGAUUAACUGAGCAAUGAUUGGCCCUAGAGUUUGUUAAAAAAAAAAACUUCCAUUCAGAGAGUGACAGACGGACAGAGAGCUCAAAACACCAUCCCCGGUGUUUGACCCGCAGAAGGGCUCGCAGCCUCGGAUGAUUUGCUGUCACGUUGUGCUGAACACUCGCUAUGAUGUUGAAUUAAUUACUGGGCAGCUUGAACAAACAGUUGGACAAGAGAGCGCUCAAAGCCAGACCUUUGUGAAAUGUGUAGCUGUGGAUUCUCCAUCUGGAUCUUUGGAGAUUUAUUUCAUGGUAAUUACCGACUUUUCAUUUGUUUCGGAGCGAGCUGGCAUUUAAAAAUGGAAUUUGGCAACUUUUGUUACUCUGGAAUUCAUGUAGAAAACUAAAAACAAGUAUUUUACUUUCCUUUUCUGGAUGUUUUUUGGGAUACAAAGAUAUUUUCUUCUUCGAUUUUAUAAGCUGUUUUUUUGCUUGAUGGUUUUUGUGCUCUUAUUGGUUUGCUAAGAUAAUAGUUUGCACGUGUCAGUUAAGCCCAGCAGAGACAGGUUCUUCUGUGGGUUCUGAUGUGUCGUCCUUGUCAGUCUGACUUCAGCAGAAUAUGACAGCCAACAUUUUCAUCUAGUCAGGACUCAGCAUAGCGUGAUACAUCUGCUAAUAGUAUGUUCAAAUGUGACAUUUCCCUGCCCUCUAGUUCUAGAUUAGAGUUCUCUGCAGACAGACAGAAAGAGACAAAAGAGGAGCUUAAAAAAGACUGAAAGUGUGUCAGAGUUUGUUAGGCAGGAUUUGGGUUGUUGCUUCAGGUCCAUCAGAUCUCAGAGUUUCUACCUGCUGUUUGUAUUCUGCCUCUGAGCUCCAGCAGUCUGCAGGAAUCUAACCCGGGAUGAACCGAUAUGAGACUUUUCAUUAUUUAUCACUUUGUAUUUGUUUAAUUCCAACUGAGGUGGGAAACAGUCCUUGCAGUCCUCCAGGUGCCUGGUCUGAAAUGAUCCAAAAUGAAUGAAAAAACUACAAGACUUCAUGGAUAUCUUCGGCUAAUAAAGUGGAUUUGAGCUUGAAUGAAAAUUGACCUGAUUUAUAUGGGAUUGGCUUUGUUCUGUUCUGUUAUAUUAACAUGUCAUGCUGCAGACAGUCCCAUGUUUGGGUGGGCAACUAAUCAAAAACUAACAGACACAGAUGCGAUUUUGCACAUUUUGGUUAUUUUUAAAAUUCUCUUACUGUAUCAACCUGAACAUACAAAAAAGACGAUGGCCAUCCAAGUAUUAUCAUGAACCAAAUUUACAGUUUUUGUUUUUGUUUUCAAAAUCUGACGUCAAAGAGUCAGACAAUCUCUCGUCACUCUGUGUCCGUUUGUCUCUUAACCAAAUCUCUUGCUUUGUGAGAGUGAGAGACAGUUCCUACAGACAAGUCUGAAACUUAAUGUCACUAUCAGUCCCAAAAAUCUGCUGCCGAACCGUGUUGUGGCAAGAAUUAAAAGAAAUGAAAGUCGUUACUGUAAAUUCAUUAAGCAUUUUUAUAGCUUCUUUGGGGAACUUUUGGUUUAGGUUAAUUAUGGCGCCCCCUUGUGGGUAGGGUAAUAUCUUUCGUCUAUUUGCUGAUCUAGAAGUCAGUGAUUUUUUUAAACAGUUCCUAUGUUACAAAGAAAUUUUGUUGUAUACAAAUCAUUUAAAUCCUACUUCAGUGCAAAGACAACGUAUCAAAUCAUGAAACUGAAAAAGGUUUUGGAAAUAAUGAGUGAAUAACGUGUUUUUUUUUUCAAUAUUUUGUUGUCCUUUUUCCAACUUUUUUGAUUGAACUUGUUGCUGGCAUUGAUUUUAAAAUGAGCACAAACUUUUCAUAGAACAACAUUUUUCAUUCUCAGUGAUCAUAUGUCGGCUUUGCAGGAUGAUUUUUUUUAAACAUAUCUUGACGUUUCGUGAACAUUUUACACAGUUCAGAAACUAUUGUGGAGUUGGAGUUGAAACCAUAACCAUGAAUCAAUACCCAGGUUAGUUAAUGUCAUCAUGUGAUGGGUUAUAACACCACAGAAGAAGAACCAAGGUUGAGGGACAGAAGAUGAGUCUGGACCGCUCUGUCCUUGUGUGUCUGCUUGUGUGUGUACAUACGCAGAGUGUGUGUGUAGCAUUCAAGCUUCAUCACACAGAAACUGAAAGUGUUGAAUGAACCUGCCGCGCUCUUGCAGAUAACUCCUUUCUUAUUUGUCCCUGAAGUCUUUCUGUUCUGGUAUCAGUCGAUCCAGUGAAAACAGGAAAUAUACAUAAACCGUAAACACACACACACACGCAUCAUAAGCUGGUCCACGCACACACACACGUACAUGUGACCUGGGAAAACAUUCCUAGACUCAUGACCAGAACGUCUGGAGGGAUGACCUGGUUUCCACUUUCCCUCGUUCGUUCUUUGAUGAUCUCUUCGAUCUGUGAGGAUAUUCAUCAUUUUACCGCCUGCUGCAGCUCCACUUAUCUGUGUUUCUGGAUGGAUACAAGGCGUCAUAUAUUUUUGGGAACUUUGUGAGACUUCACUGUUUUGUCUUGUUUGAGUAGCUGUGAGGAGGUGGAAAAAUCCCUGAGGCGGCUGACACGGAUGAGAAAGAGAAGAACACAAGAGUCUGGUGUUAACGUCUGAGUGAGCAGACAAUAAAGAGUGACUGUAAGAUAUCGUUCACUGAGAUGGAAAGAAAGACAGUAUGACUGACCUGCUGUCAAACUGAGCGUCUCUUACUUCUGCUUUGCUUUGCUUUGGAUCAAUUCUUUUGUUGCUGUUUGUCUAAUUUUUUGCCUUCUGUUCCAACACCAAAAACAAAGGCUGGCUUUUGGAAAAUGAUAAAAUGCAGGCACUUAAAAUUGUGCACUUCUGGUGUGUUAUCGUAUCAUAAGUUCAUCAAUAGGCUUUUUUUCCGGAAGCUCACGGGCUGUAUUAGUUUCAAGAGCGGUAAGUAUGACAAAGAACCAUCAUUGUAUUAGCUUUCAAACUUAUUUGUGUAGUUUGUACAAUAUACAGUGUUUAAUAUCUGUUAGUGAUUCUUACCAAUUUGUGGUUUUCUAUUAACAUGUGGAUUGUUAUUUAUUUGGAUUUACCUAUAGACAUCAUAUUAAAUCGCACCAUAUCCCAUCACAUCAUAUAUCGAAUCGAAUCUUAUUAUACCCUAUUGUAUCAUAUAGCACCAUAUCCUAUCAUACCGUACUGUGUCGCACUGUAUCAUAUUGCAUGGUAUGGUAUUAUCUAUUAUCUAUAUUACAUCUCGAAACAUUGUAUUGUAUCGUAUCACAUCACCAUACUAUACUGUAUCACCUCACCUCUUUUCGUAUUAUAUUGUAUCGUAUAACAUAAUGUCCCAUCGUAAAGCAUUGUAUUCUAUUGCAUCAUAUCGUAUUGUAUCAGAUCAUACAGUAUCAUAUGGUGUGUUGUUGUAUCAUAUUGUUCAAUGUCGUUUUGUAUCUCAUCAUUCGACUAUAUCGCCUCAUCCCAUCAUAUCGCAUUUUGAGACAACUUUACCGAAAGGAAAUCGGUAACACUUUACUUGAUGCCUAUCUCUACAACCCAUCAUAAAUAUAUGUGUAAUGCAUUUUAAUCACAUUAUAGCACUGUAUAACUAUAGUUAUAAACACUCAUAAAUGAUCAUAAUGCUUUAUAGCAAAAAAAAAAUUAUCAUGACUUAAAUGUCAGGUAUUAUAAUGUUAUAACUGUGAACAACUCACUGACAAUGCCCACAUAGAUAAUGCACUAAACAUAUAUUUAUGAUGUGUUAUAAUUUGCUUAUAGACUUGUUCAACUAUCAUUAUAAACACUCAUUAAUUAUCAUAAGGCUUUAUAACAAUAAGCAUAACACAAUAUAAUACCUGACCUUGUAAGUCAUGAUAAAAUGCUUUAUAAUGUGUUGUGAUUAUUGCUAUAAAGCAUUAUGAUCAUUUAUGAGUGUUUAUAACUAUAGUUAUUCAGUGCUAUAACACGUUUAUAACACAUUAUACAUAUAUUAAUAAUGUGGUAUAGAGAUAGGCGUCAAGUAAAGUGUUACCGGAAAAUCAUAUCACACAUCAUAUAAUCUACUGUCUUUUCAUAACUUACCUAAGAUUACCCACUUUCUGUGUACUACAAAAGAAGUACUUUGAGUAGCAGGGAGCACAAGCAGAGCUCACUCUAACUCAGUCUCUGCUUUACCUCAUUGAACCUCAUGUACUCAUGUGUGAAUAGCCCCUGUCUGUAUCUGGAGACUGGAAAAGUAUGCAGAUCCAAAUCUCCCAGGAAGGCUUUCCUAAUCCUCUCUUGUUGCAUCCACAUGAAAAAGCUACAAAUGGAAAUUGGUCUUGUGUGUUUUUUUUUUCCCCCAUGGCUACUGCUCUGACAAAAGGCGAGAGGUGCACAGCAGGAAGUCACAGAUUUGAUCACCAGACUUUAAGCUUUAUGGGUGAACAUAUUUCUGCUGUGAAGUGUCUGGCCGGCCUUAUCAAAAAGAGUUUUUUCUUUUCUUAUCGAUUAACAGAUCUCUUUGAUGUGCCUUAAGCUGCGAAUGUGAGGCUGCAGAUUUUUUUCCAAAUUCAUUUGAUGAUGCUCUUUCACUUACAGGGAGAAAGUUAAGUAGCGCAGGAUAUUAAAAAGUAUGAAUAUUUCAAAUGAUGAAACAUAAUUUGUCAUUUUAUGAUAAUACUCUAAAUAAUUCAGCUGUGAAAAAUGACGUUUAUCUUACAUAUCGGUGGUAAAAUCAUUGUUUAUUCAUGGAGACAUUGCUCAGAGCUUCUUUUGCAUAUUAAAAUGACUGACUGCACUCAUCGAACCCUGUGGUUCACAAACUUUUGUCUUAUGAUGAAAGAUUUGGGUCUCUUUCCUUUCAAAAUAAAAGCUUAGUUAUUAUGAAAAGUAUAGAGUCAAGGUUGAAUCAGCCAGUUCUUAUUUCAUGCAGCUUUCUGGUCCUUUUUUGAUUUAUUUCAGGGAUCUUUGGUCAGAAGUUGGAGGAAACGGUUCGGUAUGAACGCAGGUUUGGGAACAAACUGGCCCCCAUGCUGGUGGAGCAGUGUGUGGAUUUCAUCCGGCAGUGGGGCCUCAGGGAGGAAGGACUAUUCAGGCUGCCCGGACAGGCCAACCUGGUGAAAGAGCUGCAGGACGCCUUUGACUGUGGAGAGAAACCUUCUUUUGAUUGGUAAGGAAACUUCCCUCUGCUUAGAUUUUUGUGUAAAGCUGUUACAGACCUCUGGAUCCACAGGGGUAAACCAGAAUAAGAUUUGGAUUUUUGUUGAUGUCGCACUCAAAUAGAAAGAAUCAUGUUUGUUAGCAGAGAGGUAUCCCUUAUUGAGUGCAAAAAAGGCAGAGGGCAUUUGAAGAAAAUUUGAGUCGGACGUAUUUGGCUCAGAAUUCUCUCUUUUAAAGUGAGUCGACUAAAACUUCCACCUCAUCCACAUCCAGAUAUUGAGGCUGUAAAGGUUUGAUGAGUUUGUCACCAAGAGGCAGAAAAUUCAAACGCCGAACAUCUUCACUCAGUGACAAAGAAAAUGACUCUCCAAUUUCUCCUCAAACUAGAAAGAAAAUUGAGGUCUCAGCAAUACUGUGUGGCGUGUGGGUGGCCGCACUGCGAGACUAAAGGGCUGUUUUUUAAUGUGACAACCUUCAUCUAUAAUUCAGGGUGACAGACAAAUGCAUGAGUGAUGGAACAAACCACCUCCACAUCUCCUCUUCUGUGAUUGUCCUCCUCUUUUCACUCCACCCACCACUGUUGCCACCACCUAGUCUAAUAAGCAUAGAUAAAAUCCAGACAGGACUGUCAGGUUUUAGGCUGUACAUCGACGUUUAACCACUUCCUAUAAACAUAAAGAUGCUAAGUCAGGGUCAGGAGUGUUCUCAGUAUGUAACCUGCACAUGGACUCAUCACUCCCCUCUUAUUUCUACUCUAAUGCAACCUCUUUCUCUGCCUCUACCUCCAUCCAGGUUUUUGUUUCCCUCUGCAACCUCAUGAUACCAGAAUUAUGCUUCCCAGUCCUGGUGCUGCAGGAGCAUUCAUGAUUUGUGUUUUUCUCCAUGCCCUGCAUCAAAAAUUAAUCACUGCUCCACCUUUGUGCGUAUUUGCUUCCUCUGCAGUAACACAGACGUGCACACAGUAGCCUCUCUCCUGAAGCUGUAUCUCAGAGAGCUACCCGAGCCUGUCAUCCCCUUCCAUAAGUACGAUGACUUUCUGGCCUGUGCCAAACUUCUCAGCAAGGAUGAUGAAAUGGUAAGAAAGAGCGCUUGAUUAGUUUCUUUGUACCUGCAUCCAGCGUUGGCUUGGCUUUCUAAGUUAUAAUACCAACAGAAGUCAGCACUGAAAAGCUGAGAGUCUUUCUUUCUCUGAGACAUUUGCCCUGCUCUCUUGCUGCCUGGUCAUUCAUUUCCUGCUCUGCUCUGUCACAUAAAAUGAUUUUAGCGCCUGCAAGGAAGGUGUUCCUCUCAGCAGUGGACACCUCAGCAUGGCAAGAACACGUCCAAACUGCAGAUCAUCUGAUUUUGAGAUUGAGAUUGUGAUUGUUUAUUCGAUCAAAUAAACAUAUAGUCCAAUUUUAGACAAGGAAUUCCCUUUUUUUUUUUUUGAGAUCGAAAAGGAGUAGGUUGAAGCUUAGCUCAUGUACAUACCUAUUCUCAUUCCUUUGUAUUCAUUUACCCUUUACAUGUCUUUAGGAUUUCUGAUGUUGCCAAAAAGUAACCAAAGCUUCAAAGUCUAGCAUGAAUAUAUAACUCAUCAUUCAUACUAAAACAAAGACCUUAUAUAUAUACAUUUAUACCUAUAUAUAUGAAUAUACACACAAAUAUACACUUUAUAUUUAUACCUAGAAUACUUCAAAUCUCUCAUGCGUACCAUACCCAUAUACAAUAUAAUAAGUGUGGCAAAAUGAAAUCACUUUUGUAUGUAUUUUUUCAGUCAUACUUUUAAACUGUGUUAAAGUUUUGCUUUGUUUAAGAUCAUUGGGCGAGCUGUUCCACAGCUUCACCCCCACAACAGAAAGACACAUGCUUUUUAGUGUGGUAUGAACGCCUGGUUGAUUUAAAUUGCGUUCCCCUCUUAAUUCAUACUGUCCCUCUCCUACACUAAACAUUUUCUGUAUAUUACUAGGAAGCAGAUUGUUCCUAGCUCUAUACAUUGUCUGUGCCGUGCUAAAUUCAACUAAAUCAGCAAAUUUUAAUACUCUUAAUUUCAGAAACAAUUCAUUUGUAUGAUGGAAGAAACAGGCACAGAUUACAGACGAUGUCUCAUGGUGGGGUUUGGAAAACGGAGAUGAACUGAGAUGUUUGUAGGCUGUGUUUGGUUAAAAUGGCAUAGAAUUACUCACCUGAAGCUAUGCAUUACAAGCACAGGCAUGUGGACUGUAUGCAGGCUCUGGAGACUGUAUGCAGGUGGUUGUAGCACUGCUGAAGUUGCUCGCUCUUGGCAAACCUAAUACGACAUUGUAAAUCCGAUCCCAGCAUUAGCCGUGUAAAUGAAUAGCUGCUCGGUUUUGACUUGACUGGGCUCUCAUUGGCUGGAAAUGUUUGUCUUUUUAGGGUAUGAAGGAGCUGAGAAGGCUUGUUGAAUGUCUACCUCCAGUGAACUACAAUCUUCUGAAGUACAUCUGCAGGUAUUGACGGAUUAGAUUCAUGAUCGUUUGUUUGCGAUUCGGCGAUCAUUAAAUAAGCACUUAAAACAUUUUUUGUUUUCUAUUUGGCAGAUUUCUAGAUGAAGUCCAGUCAUAUUCAGGAGUGAAUAAAAUGAGCGUCCAAAACUUGGCUACUGUGUUUGGGCCGAAUAUCCUACGGCCGAAGGUAGAGGAUCCGGUAGCUAUAAUGGAAGGUUAGUGAUCCACUUAAUUACAUACUUGUUUUAUUCCAUCAAAAGUUAAUUUGAAGUAAAUUAUGUUAAUUUGUUUUUUGCUGUCAGGUACUGUUCUGGUCCAGCAGCUCAUGGCCGUUCUGAUUGGCCGACAUGAUGUUUUAUUCCCCUGCAAUGAGGACACCCCCUCAGCUCUCGAGCUGGUCAACAACAACAUCGAACCACAACGACGACAAACCAACACAACUACCUCCACUUUGACUGCGGUGUCUCAGAAUGCCGAGAACAACAACACCCAUACAGUUCGACAGUGUGUGUGGGAAGCACCCGAGUCUCCCUCGCAUCGCCACGUAGACAACAGCGGGUCCCCGCGAUCAGUGAGCCCUCGAAACGGGGUCAUAGGACGUUUUGAAAUGAGCCGUAGUCCCCCGCUGACUGUUAAAAAGAACCCAGCUUUCAGUAAAGGGAGUGGGAUUGUUACAAAUGGCUCCUUUAGCUCCUCCCCCUCCUUAGACCCCAAUCAAGAGAAGAGCCAGACUUUAUCAGGGAGUUUACCAAUGCGGCGCAACGGGGCGCUAAAAGGCUCCGGGACUAAAAUGGGAACCAGUGGUGUGACAAGUGGGAGCAGCACUGGAGGAAAUGGGACUGGAGCUGUUAGACUGGGUGUUUCUGGCACUGAAACCCAAAGCCGUAAUGGUCUUUGGGUCCAAAACGGCUGUGUCACGCUAAGGGACAGCAACAAAACACACAUGGAUCAAAUAUCCAACCAGAACCGUCUCUCCACGUAUGACAAUGUCCAUUUAAACCAGCAAAACCAGCAGCAGCAGAACCACAUCACCACUACGUGUCUGAACAGCAGCUGUGAAGACAAACAGAGCGUGGACAGCGCCACCUGGUCCACCUCCUCCUGUGAAAUCUCUCUCCCCGACAACUCCACCUCCUGUCGCUCCUCGACCACCACCUGCCCCGAGCAGGACUUCUACGGGGGACACUUUGAAGACUUGGACGGAGCGGGACAGGAGAAUGAGCCCCCCCAGUCUGAAAGGGGAGGAGAAGGGGAAGGUAGGAACAGCAACAGAGAGGGGAGCGGAGACGGAGCGGGAAGGAGCAGUCGGGGCACCAGCAGUAGUGACAACAGUGACGCCCCUGCGGUUGGGAACGGACCAGGAAGCCACAGCGCUUUGCACAGUUUAGUGGCCAGUCUGAAACAGGAGAUGCAGAAGCAGAAGGCCGAGUAUGAGGCCAGGAUAAAGAGGUAAGGUCUCAUCUGGACAAUAGUUUUAUCAAGGACAUUCAAUAGAAGAUCUGAAGAUAAACACAGUGCAUGAUCACACAUUUAGACAACUGGAGUUUCACUUUUUGUUGAGAUUAUUUAGAGUGCAUCACAAAUCAGUUGUGUAUCGAGCUCCACUUGUUGCCUUACGGGCAAAAUUCACAGGAUCCGGAACGGCUCCACUCUGCUCCGACACGACAGGCGGAUAAAAUACGCAAGCAUUAUAAUCAAGUGUGUGUGAUUCCACAGAAUCCAUCUACCGUCCAGCUCCACUGCGGAUUGGCAGAUCAGAUACACAGGGCUUCUAUUUUUGCCGGAUGACGGAGCAUGGCGCAUCAAUUUAGUGCAGUGCAGUAUGAGCACAGUGGAAGUUGUAUGCAUGUACAGAGUAAAAUAUCCAGUUAAUUUCAAAAUAAAAUAAAGUAAAUUCAUUGAACUGUUCUUAACUUGAUAAUAGGAGAGGCCAGGGUUGUGGGAUGUGGGUAUUUAUAUACAUCGAUUGGCGGAUCUCAUUCUGUGACUCCCGGGGAAACACACGAGAUUUCGUGAGAUCUUGAGUGUUUCCCUCACGAGAAAUAUCGGUGAUUUCGCGAGCGCUUCUCCUCCGAUGGCGGCAGCUGAUCAAAUCCGGUGGGCACUGUAUGCUCACAUAUUUAAUCCGCCUGCCGGUCUGAAGUGGAGCCGUUCCAGUGGGAUCGCCGGGUUAUUAUUUUUAGGAAUAAAAAGUAGAUAAAAACAUAUAAAACCUAGACUGGGGGCACUGUCGCCAAAACUGUGGAAGUAGUCUAUGAAUACUGUAUGAGAUGGAGCUAACAGUGCACAGGUGUACAAAAAUGUUAUCAUGGCCUUUAUAUAUUGUUUUUCUACUCCUUUACAGUUUAGAACAGCGUAACUUGGAACUGGAGACCGAAAUGGUAAACCUCCACGAAGAGCUCGACCAGGAGAGGAAGAAGUACACGAUGGCUGAGAUCAAGCUGCGCAACGCCGAGCGCGCCAAGGACGAUGCGGAGCGGAGAAACCAGAUGCUGCAGAAAGAAAUGGAGCAGUUUUUCUCCACAUUCAGUGACCUCACCGCAACUGGCAACACCACUGUAACCGACCCCCGGCGACCGGAGCGUAACAACCCCAUCUGGAUACAGUGAGAGAAAGGCGGGGCUGAGAAACCUACGAAGAAGAGAUGGGAACGGUUUUUCUGUAUGAUGUAAAGAUUACGAGGGCUCCAAACAGGAUUUGGCUGCUGGCUGUAGAGUGGAAGUUGGAAAGAAGGAAAUGAUAAAGGCAUGUUUUAACUUAAGAAGAGGGCGGUUUGGGCUAAUGAAAGCCACCUGUAUAAAUAUAGACAUCACCUGGAGUGAUGUAACACUGACUUAAUCUGUAAAUACAGUGAUAUUUAAACAAAAUCUGUCACUCGAGGAGACUCGCUGACGGACACCGUCGUAGGCACCCCUCUGACUGGGACGGGGAAUAAAGGCAAAACAUUAUUUAUGAUGAUAGACAGUAAUAAUGAUGUCGUAAUUGAGAGGGAAACUGUUAGUGAGGUUAUGAUCAGCAGGAAAAAAGAAAAAGUAGUUAGUAAUUUGGUCAUAAUACAGAGGGACGCUACAAAGACUCCUCCCUUUAUCCGUUUUGAAAAUCCAAUCUGUUGUUCCAUGCUAUUCUGUGUCUGCUCGUGUACAUAGAGGGAAAACAAUGCAGAAAACACACAAUGUCAUAUAUCUGUAUAAAGGAAUGAAAAUAAUACUUAAAUGUGUAUCUGAUAUUUAAACAAAGUUAUCAAAAUGUGUGAUGUUUUAUAUUAAGACUCUUCCUUGCACUUACAUGUUCGUUGAGUCUCAGCAAGGUGGUACUGAAUGUUCUGUAGCUCCAUGUGUGUACCAUUCAAAUUGGACAAUAUACUGUAUAUGUGCCUGUGCUUCUGUGCUGUUUCUUUUACUCCCCAUGACCAAAAAAAGAGUCUGUAUUGUAAAUAUUUUAUAGGUUAUUAUAAAUACAACUUGCUAGUUGGUGCCAUGGUUCGACACAUUUAGAUGGUUAUAACAUGAAUUAAGCUGAUAAUAAAAUGUUUUUUAGCUUGUGAGGAUUAGUUUUGAGAACUGCAUGAUGGGGUAUCGGUGUUUUUUCCCAAAUAAAAUUAGGAUGAAGACAAAAUUUCAUAAGUUAAGGUAACAAAUCAUACUUCUCUGAUUAACUGAUGUGCAGCCACUGUCUAUAAGUUGCUAUUAAGGAUGCUGAUUCCAACUCCUGGACCUUGACAUCGUAAUGGCAUAUCAAAUAAUGACAUUAUUAAAAAUGAAUGAUAUCAAUAUCAGUACCACUGCUGGUACCAAUAUUUUUGUGAUACGAAAGCAGAUACUCAUCUGUAUCGAUAUACUGUAACUAAUAUUGAUUGUUAAAAUGCUAAUCUCAGUUUUCAUUUUGGCAGUGUCAUAAUCUUAAUAUUUACAUUGUUAUCUCAACUGAUAUUGUUCUGAUGCUGAUAUCAAUACUGUUAUCGGUAGUGGUGUUGUUGUGAUACUGAUAACUGCAGUAUUGGUAUAGUUCUAAUACUGCUAUUACUUCUAGUUUUCGGAUAGUAAUACAUAGACUGACAUUAUCUCCACCGAUAUUGUAAUGAUACUGAUACCGAUGGUAUCAGUAUUGAUAUUGUUCUGAUACUGAUUGUAGUAAUAUUUGUAUUGUGCCAAUACUGCUAUAAGUUCUAGUUUCUGCUUUGUACAAAUAUUGACAUCAUCUCAAUUGGUAUUGUUCUGUAAUAAUAUCAGUACUGGUAUUGUUAUCUGUAUUGUACUGAUACUGGAAAUAGUGAUUUCAGGAUUGUUCUAUUUCUGAUAUCAAUAAUAGUUUUAGUUGUAUAACACAUAUACUGACUUAUCAAUACCAGUUCUGGCUUCAUGACAGAAAUACUGAAGUUAUUGUCUGUGUUGAUAUUGUUCUGAUACUGAUAACAAUACAGAUAUUGAUUUGUUUUGAUACUGAUACUAUCACUUUUACAGGUAAUUCUCUAUAAUGUAAUGGUUCUGAUUUUGGCAUUGCUAUAAGACCAACACUGGUACACCGAUAUUGGUACAGUUUUGCUAUUGCUAUUGGUAUCUGUAUCCUUCUAAUAUGAAAUACUAGCUUUGGAAUUUGGCAUUUAAUAUUGAUUCUAUUAUUGUUGUCCCUAUUUAUGUCAUACCGACAACAAUACUUCAGUAUUCAGUAUCAGUAUUGGUAGUAUUCUGAUAUUGAAAAUAAUGAUAUCUGUAUUGUAGUGAUAUUGAUGUUGAUAUCGUACAGUUCAGAUACUGAUGCCCAUACUAGAACAGCUCUUGUUUUACAGUUUUUAAAAUACUCCUUCAGACUCCUGACAUAAUUUUAGAUAAUUCCCAAGUCCAAAAUAAGAAGAUUAGGGAUAGGAAAGUUGUGUUUGUGGGUCAUAACUGUGAAAAAGGGGAUUACUGCAUCAAAUGUGUCCACAUUGAGGACAUAAACAGCCUGGUUGCUAGCUUCAGUUGUAAGUUGUAUGUGCAUGAUGGUGCAUGAGUGCUUGUACAGCAGGGCCAGUGUAUGAUAAAUGAAUGUUUGUAAAGCAGCUGCAAAUCAAUUGUGAGUGUAUUUAUGUAGCUUCAAACCAAAUGCGUACACAUUGGAUUAUACUGAGGGGUACAAAACAGAACCCAUGCGGCUGCAGACCUGAGCUGGACUUCUGUCAGUAAAAGUUAAGAGUGCAGAAACCUGCUGCUGGCUUCUCUCCUCUGCGGAGACCAGGUCCUGUUGAAACCUGCUGCUGGUCAGUGCAGGACAUGUGGAAUGUGCACAUGGAGGAGGUAAAAAAAAAAAAGUGCCUGAAUAAGUGAAAGACGGAGGGAGGGGACCUUGCACUUCUCAUUUUGCACCCUUCACAGGGAAGUAAUGGGUUUAAUCCGAGCUGACAGCGGCACCUCGUUCUGUGGAUUCCACACAAAAGAGCAGAUUACGGACACCGGGUGGGAGGGCGAGGAGGACGGGAAUGGUUAAAUAUUUUCAUGACAUGAUACUUGAUACACAAAAGAACUCUAAAAAGUGACUGAAUAUGAAUAAAAAGGCAUUUCAUGUUUCAUGUA